This is a messenger RNA of Porites lobata, 51690 nucleotides long. Lineage: Eukaryota; Metazoa; Cnidaria; Anthozoa; Scleractinia; Poritidae. The record is from the annotation of a GenBank genome assembly.
AUGAAUGCACAAGCAGUGCUCAUAACUGUCACGCAGAAGCAGUCUGUAGCAAUACAGAUGGUUCAUUCACUUGCACUUGAAACCAAGGAUACACACUCUCAAUUUCUGUGUAAAGUUUGUACGUUCAGUUUUAAACUCUCCACCCCAAAACACACCAUGUUUUCCUUUUUGCAAUGAGAUGCCUAAACAGUCGUGUAAAACUGCCCCAGAAAACAAUCUGCUUGAGCACUUACCCAAUUUUUGUACCCAUUUCAUGUUGUGCUCAUACAACUUGUCUCAAUAAAUUAUGGUAUAUUCUCAGAUGUUGACGAAUGCCAGGAUGGGACUCACAACUGCGACUCAAACGCUCUGUGUAACAACAGCGUUGGUUCGUUCACAUGUGCCUGUUUCCAAGGAUACUCAGGAAGUGGGACAGUCUGUUCUGGUAAGUUAAAGGGUUAACAAUGUCCUAGUGAUCAUGUGAUCAUAUUGGCCUCAUAGAGGUUGUACGUGUGAUGGAGUCGGUGUUGUAUCAAAUUGCAUUAUAGGACUGUUUUGGGAACAAAAUUCCCACAUAACAACAAUCUGAUUGGUUUGCAGGAAGCGACAGUGCCUCCCCAAACAGUCCCGCGAUGCAAUUCGACGCAUGGCCGACCCAGUCUUUCGCACAACCUUAACAAAAACUAAAAAGCACUUAAUUUGGGUGUUAAUUUUUUUGGCACUAAAGUACUAAUUAGUAAACUAUUAUUACGUCUUGUACUGGAGACGGGACGUCAUGCGAGCCAAGCGAAGGUCUAGCCGUUUACAGGGCAAAGGCAAUACCUUCAUUUCUCAGUUAUUUUAAGACCAUAAGUAUUGGUUCCGCCCUGGGAAUCGAUGCUAGUCCUCCCGCUUUGCAGCCAAUUGUUCUACCGACUGAGCUAAUACAGCGUCGGUUCAAAAAUAUCAAUUGAAUAUUCACCUAAGACUACUGAAGAAAAGAAACCACCCUUUCAAAAGUGUUCAGUUAAGACACUACCUAGGAUUUAAGAUUGAAAAUGUAGCUAAAAGUUAAUAGUAACUGCCUUGUGUUAUCUUGGUGUUUCGAAUCUGAACUGAGAUUAACUAGAUUAGUUGCACCGCCACGUUUGAAAAAAGACAUUGUUUCAUCGAGGUGUCAAUCUAUGUUUCACUAUAAUAAUUAUGAAGAUAGGUUUUGUUGGUUUUGAUUAUUAAUAUGUCAUGAUUAUGAGCCUUAAAGGCUUCAUAAAAUCUGUUUCAUUUGCUUCUAUGGCUAAAAUAACACGAAAUAUGAUUAGAUAUUUCUGUUCAUGGUAUUUUCAAAACUCCAUUUCAUGGCCAUAACCACAACCAUCAAAAUCAACCAUCCAAUGACCAUCAACUGGCGUGAUACAACUCCCUUUGACUCUGAAGACGACUAACGCACAGAAACGUCAGUCAUGCACUCUCAAAAACAGUUCUUUCAUGGACUACGCUCACUCGGACGGUCACACGCCAAACCUUUCACAGUUUUACCAUUUUUAUUGUGUUGUAACAGAUAUUGAUGAAUGCACAACAAAUGCGCACGACUGUCACUUGGAUGCGACGUGCAGCAAUACAGGUGGUUCAUUCACUUGUAUCUGUAAGCAAGGUUACUCCGGGGAUGGAAAACAGUGCGACGGUAUGUUUGUAAUCUUAGUAUCAAGAAAACGGAAGAUUCUAUGUUGACCCGGGUGUUGCGGGAAAGGGAGAAUUGUGUGGCUGGGUGGUGAUUGCCAAGCGAAUAGUAAGGUUUUUCUUCGUUAUUUCAAAAAUGACGUUCUGCAAUCGUAUCUUUUUUACUUAUCGGUAAGCAUAUUAGGUAAACAAAGCGCACAAAUGAAAAACGACUUUUAAAAACAAAUUUUAACUUUUGCUUUUUUAACAAAUUUUAACUAGCUUUUGACUGUUGGAUUGUAAAUGUUGCUUCGAAUAAUUUUACUUUGCCUCCUAAAAUAAACAUUUCAAUCAACUGUUCUGCCUUUUGUUUAAACAACAUUUAGCCUGUUUUUGCUUUCUAUAGUAUAUUCCAAACCCGAUAAUAGCGGAGUGUUCGCGCGCGCGGCGGAGCCCCAUUGCUAAGAUAAAUUUGUAACCUAUGAGAGCAAGAAAAUUCGUUUAUGACGUAGCGUACGAACGCCGACCGUCCGUACACCCACUGCAUGUAAGUCGAUGCCAAAUUUAUGGUUAUUUUGGCGGGAAAGCUUAUGGCCACCCACGUCUUGUGAAGCAGACACGACUAAAGAGUCAAUGAAGACGAGAACGGAAAGCGGAAAAUGUUUCCGUAACCGUGUUGUCUAAAGUAUUAAGCUUAGAUUAAUUGUCAUGUCCGCAAAUCUGGAAUAUAGAGAAAGAGAAUUAAAGACAGAGAAAAAGAGAAAGUAGGGCGAGAGGCCAGCAAACUCAACGCCGGAGAUGUAGAGCUAGAGCUAGAGAGAAAAAACAAAGGAGACAUUUUUUGUUGGAGGAACAACAUGAAAUUUUGUAGCGGCGGUGAGAAAAUGAGCGAUGCUAGCGGCAACCAGGGUGAAAAGAACGAUAGCGAAAAAAAAAAAGAGAAAAACACGUACGACAUUUCCUCCACAAAUCGUGUAACCGGGAAGUUUCUGGAAGUUUCACGUUGUAGUCGUGCAAAAAAGCGGCAAAGAAAUGAACAUAAAAAGUGUGCUGCACGUGUAAAGUUGCUUUUUUUGCUAAUUAGACCCAUUGUUGUGUUUCACACGAUUUUAUAUUUUGUUUGAACAAACCAUAAAUAUUAUCGAGAGCUUCGCUUUUAACCCUUACUAAAUCUGUACAUUACAGUGUGUACAAUUAACCUUAUAAAAUAUAGGUGGCGUAGGUGGGCCCUGGGUUAUUUGUUUGGGAAGAAUUUGUUUUCCAGGCCUAAUCUACUGUGAUCAAGAGCUGUUGAUUAUGGUUCUUGACUCAGCGAAGAUGAUUGCUAUUUUUUGGGUGUACAUAUAAGGCUAUUAAAUCGAUGUAAGCUUUGCUUCUGACUGUUUGCAAAUAAUUUUUCUCUAAAAUCACUAACCCUUUCCCUCAAAAGUCACAUGAUUUUGGCCUAAUGUGUUUGAUUUAAAUUAUAAAUUUAUUAAUGGGAGCUUGGCUUUUAGCCCUGGCUGAAUAUAUGUAUAUAUUAGUUUUAUCAUGUUAGAUGCAAAAGUAUUGAAACCUGGAUCUUUAAUGUAAACGAAAACAACUUACCGGGCCCGUUAAUUAUAGGGACUUUCGAGAAAGGGGCCCCAGGACCCAACUCACUUGUAGGCCAAAAUAAGGCCCGCAAGGCUGAAAAAUUAUUUUCGAGAACGGCCCCCCUGACUGGAUGCGCGUCUUCCCAUUUACCAAAAGAUCUGAAUCUGUCACUAAUUACCCCUAGCUAGAGACGCAGCGAAUCUUUGACAGUGAUCACACGAAGUGUCUUUCUCAGUUCAAUUCUAUGAUAUUGGUUCCAAACUAAGUUCUUUACGGAUUGUUUUCUGUAAGGCGCCUACUUGCAACAACAAGUAUUCUUGUGAAGUCCUCCAGCUUGUGUUGUAAAUCAUCCCUGAAAAGCCGCCAUCUUGAGGAGUGGAUAACUACAGGUAGCCCAAGAUCGAAAUAUGACCAUCGGCAUCGUUCGUAAUCUUCAAGAUAUAAGAAUUUUAAGAGGGAAAAAUACGAUUCUUUCUGCAACCUAGAAAUGAGUAAGGAUUUGAAAAUCAGCUAACCACAUUCAGUUGCAUGUUUCUUUCUUUCCUUUGUGAUCCUCGACUCGACCUAGGGCUAUUUUAUGGCCUUUUUUUACAACUGGUGUGGUAAUUGAAUGUAUGCAUAUAUUUGUUAGCAAUUGAGUUUUUCAGAAAGGCAAAUGAAACUAUUGUGUUGUGACAUACAUGGCACGAUGUUUGUGUUUUUAUGGUAAACGACACUGGAUUUUUUACAGAUAUCAAUGAAUGCACGAUCAGUGCUCAUGACUGUCACGCAUAAGCAGUCUGUAGCAAUACAGAUGGUUCAUUUACUUGGAGUUGUAACCAAGGAUACACAUUCUCAAUUUCUGUAUAAAGUUUAUACUUUCAGUUUUAAAUCUCUCCACCCCACAACACACCAUGUUUUCCUUUUUGCAAUGAGAUGUCUAAAUAGUCGUGUAAAACUGCCCCAACAAACAAUCUGCUUGACUACUUACCCAACUUUUGUACCCAUUUCAUGUUGUGCUCAUACAACGUGCCUCAAUAAAUUAUGGUGUAUUCUCAGAUGUUGACGAAUGCCAGGAUGGGACUCACAACUGCGACUCAAACGCUGCGUGUAACAACAGCGUUGGUUCGUUCACAUGUGCCUGUUUCCAGGGAUACUCGGGAAGUGGAAUAGUCUGUUCUGGUAAGUUAAAGGGUUAACCAUGUCCUUUUGAUCAUGUGAUCUUAUUGGUCUCAUAGAGGUUGUACGUGUGAUGGAGUCGGUGUUGUAUCAAAUUGCAUUAUAGGACUGUUUUGGGAACAAAAUUCCCACAUAACAACAAUCUGAUUGGUUUGCAGGAAGCGACAGUGCCUCCCCAAACAGUCCUGCGAUGCAGUUUGACACAUGGCCGACCUAGUCUCUCGCAAACCUUAACAAUAACUAAAAAGCACUUAAUUUGGGUGUUAAUUCUUUUGGCACUAUAGUACUCUAUACAACCUCUGUUUGACUUUGACGUACUUUCAGUACAAAGGCAAACACUACAAACAGUUACACGGUACAGCUAUAGACUCUACAGUUUCUGUUGUUGUAGCGGAAAUUGUCAUGCAAAACAUCGAGGAACAAGCCCUAGCUACCUACGCGCGAACUGUACCUCUUUGGUUACGUUACGUUGACGACACAUUCACCGCCGUACACAAAGACGGAAUCGAUGAUUUUCACGAACACCUUAACAGACAGAACGCGGACAUACAGGUCACCAAGGAGAACGAAGAAAAUGGUAAGAUACCUUUUCUAGACUGCUUGGUCACUCGCGACAACAACAAACUAAAAACGACUUUAUACAGAAAACCGACACAUACCGACCGAUUACUAGACCAGUCUUCGUACAACCAGACCUCUCACAAGGCUACUACUAUCCGAACUCUGAAGAGACGAGCGCAACUAGUUUGUAACUCACCUGACAGCCUACAAGACGAGACUCAUUAUCAUAACAACGUUUUUAGUAAGAACAAUUAUAACACGGACUUUGUUAGACGGAACACUCACGGUAACACUGAUUCCAACGCUCAGACCAACUCUGGCCCUGUUACGACAGCGACUAUACCGUACAUCAGAGGCACCUCUGAAACUAUUGCACGUAUAUUACAACCUUACAAUAUACGUGUUGCACACAAACCGAUAACCACUUUACGGCGACUGCUUACUAAUGUCAAGGACAAAGACAAACCGGAGGACAGACAGGGAGCAGUAUACAAGAUCAAAUGCUGCGACUGCCAGGCUUCUUACAUUGGUGAAACCGGCAGAAACCUAAGCACGCGACUGACCGAACACAAACGAGCUACGAAGAAUGGUGACGUCAACAAUCACAUUGCUGAGCACCAUUUAAAGACGAAACAUCAAAUUGACUGGGACUCUGCGACGUGUAUAACGUAUUCUACUGACUACUAUCAACGUCUUACUUUAGAAAGUUGGUUUACUAACUUAGAACAAACGCCACUGAAUCGUAGCCAACAGUUACCAGCGCCGUACAAACGACUUAUUGACGAGAUCAAGCAAAACUAACUACGAGAGAAUGACAAUUUGACUAACAAUAGACGACUGUUUAACUGUGACAAUAGACGGAUCGAAACGCACCAAUUACUGAUUACGAGUCUUCAUAGCCAAUAACAUCACGGCUUAACUGACAGACGACCAAUAACAUUACGACGUAAUUGACCAAUCAAAUCAAUAACCAGAGUAUAAUAUCAUCAACUGACGUGAUACAACUCACUUUGACUCUGAAGAUGACUACCACACAGGUUGUCGAAACGUCAGUCACUGUCAACAACAACAGUCCUAUUCAGGACUACGUUCACCCGGACGAUCAAACUCAACCUACUUUUGAAAUGACUCCUGGGUUCAAACCUUUCACACUAUAGUACUAAUUAGUCAACUAUUAUUACGUCUUCUACUGGAGAUGGGACGUCACCCGAGCCACGCGGAGGUCUAGCCGUUUACAGGGCAAAGGCAAUACCUUAAUUUCUCAGUUAUUUUAAGACCAUUUGUAUCGGUCCCGCCCUAGGAGUCGGUGCUACGUCGUCCCGCUCUGCAGCCAAUUGUUCUACCGACUGAGCUAAUACAGCGUCGGCUCAAAAAUAUCACCUAAGACUACUGAGGAAAAGAAACCACCCUUUCAAAAGUGUUCAGUUAAAACAGCACCUAGGAUUUAAGAUUGAAAAUGUAGCUAAAAGUUAAUAGUAACUGCCUUUUCUUAUCCUGGUAUUUCGAAUCUGAACUGAGAUUAGCUAGAGUUACACCGCCACGUUAAAAAAAAACAAUGUUUCAUCGAAGUGUCAAUCUAUGUUUCACUACAAUAAUUAUGAAGAUAGGUUUUGUUGGUUUUGAUUAAUAAUAUGUCAUGAUUAACAGCCUUAAAGGCUUCAUAAAAUCCGUUUCAUUUGUUUCUAUGGCUAAAAUAACACGAAAUAUGAUUAGAUAUUUCUGUUCAUGGUAUUUUCAAAACUCCAUUUCAUGGCCAUAACCAUCAACCAUCAAAAUUAACCAUCCAAUGACAAUCAACUGGCGUGAUGCAACUCCCUUUGACUCUGAAGACGACUAACGCACAGAAACGUCAGUCAUGCACUGUCAAAAACAGUCCUUUUCAGGACUACGCUCACUCGGACGGUCACACGCCAAACCUUUCACAGUUUUACCAUUUUUUUUUGUGUUGUAACAGAUAUUGAUGAAUGCACAACAAAUGCGCACGACUGUCACUUAGAUGCGACAUGCAGCAAUACAGGUGGUUCAUUCACUUGUAUCUGUAAUCAAGGUUACUCCGGGGAUGGAAAACAGUGCGACGGUAAGUUUGUAAUCUUAGUAUCAAGAAAACGAAAGAUUCCAUGUUAACCCUGGUGUUGCGGGAAGGGGAGAAUUGUGUGGCGGGGUGGUGGUUGCCAAGCGAAUAUUAAGUGUUUUCUUUGAUAUUCAAAAAAUUACGUUCUUCAGUUGUAUCUUUUUAACUUAUCGGUAACUCUUUUUGCAUAUUAUUACCGAGGCCAAUAAAUUAAAUUUAAAUAUUGCAAACUCCUCAUUACAUCACUAUAUCUCAAUUAGAAAAUACAUUUACAUCCUGGAAAUAACACCAAUGAAAUGACAUCUAUGAAAUAAAAUGUUUGCUACUAGAGUUAACUGAAUUUAGACCAAGGCAAUUUCUGUGCAAACGCAUUGACCCUAGCACGAACGGCUGCAAGGUUUGAAGUGUGAACUCCCUCCUGAUCAUGAAUAAGGCUAUUAUAUAUAAAAAUGGCAGAUGGAAAAAAGGAAAAUUUACAUUCAUCAGUUCGCGCAGGGAGGUGAUUAAGUUUCAUGACUUGAAAGCGUUUUUUUUUGAGAGACUUCGAGAGGUCUACACCGUUAAGAUUCUUGAAAGCCUUAAACAUAAUUUUUAGUCGGUAACACUUGACACGCUUAGAAAAUAAUGGCCUCUGCUCUCAGGUUGCGUUUAUACAUGUAAUCGCGGAAGACGAAGAGGAUAGCUCUCCUCAGUACUUUUUUCAGAGCCUCUUUUCUUUCCUUGUCUUCCUCAGUAAGAUUUUAGCAACAUUAGUUGGUUUCUAUAGUAACGACGUAUGACUUCAUAAGUGCUAUGAUUCUUUGGCAUUUUUUAAGCAAAAAGGAAUUUGUGAAUCAGCAGCAAAGCUGCAAAAUGUUUGAUUAAUACAUAUUUUAUAACUAAACUGAAUUUUCAAUAAAACGGCAACCAGGAAGACAAUACUGAACCACACCAUAACAUAACACAACUCAAUUUACUCACGAAAAAGGCUGCUUUUACACAUCCAAGGUCAAAGGUCCAAUGAUGAAGAUAUGGAGAACUAUCCUGAAAAGGUACCAUCAUUGAAAAAGGAGCCUUUUUUAAUCACCCCAUCGGGAAUGUCUUAGAUGUCAUUUUGUAAUAUGGAGAUUCAAAUACAUUCUAGUUUUAAAUCCAAGUCUUUUGACUCGGCUGUUUUUGAAAAGUGUUAAAGAUAAUUAGCAUAUAUUUUGUUAGUUAUUAACAUAUGCUUUCCCAUACAGAUAUAGACGAAUGCGCAUCUGGGACACAUAACUGUGACGCAAACGCUCAGUGCAGUAACACAAUUGGUUCUUUUACAUGCAGCUGUGUUCAAGGAUAUUCAGGAAGCGGUGUGGAAUGUUCUGGUACGUUUGUUGGCGCAUGAGCACUUUAUACACUUAUUCGAAGUGACAAGAGCUUCCUUCAUUUAAGGGUAACAUCUUAUUUCAAUAAAAUACACUAUUAUACUCUAUCAAGAAAUUAUUGUUUAAACCGUAGAUAUGAACGACCGAUGGAUCUGCGUUUGCAUCAUCAGGCUACAUCGUGACAAGUAGUGAAAGCAUAAAUCCCUUUAUUAUAUGGCUGAGUCUGUUUUGGCCAUGCGAUUGGUCAAUUUGUGGUCCGUAACUUGCUAUACGGACCAAAAUUUUUAAAGAAAACGCUCAUUUCGGAUCUCUAAAUCUCUUUACCUCGGAAAAAAGGUUUAAAUAAAGUUAUAAGGACGCCUGUCAACCUUGAGGACUUGGAUGUUAACUUUGGCCUUCAACAAUUUAAACUGUUUAUUUGUGAACGAAGGCGAUGAAGAAACUAACUCAUUGUCUUAUCGAAGAGGAUUCUAGUCAGUGUUGAAAAUUUUAUCGCAGUAAACAGUUAAGAAGACUAAAAUCGACUGGCAGAGAUUCGAGAUGUUUUGCCUAAGAGAAAAUGGGUAAUUCGUUCGACAAAUAUGAUAACAAACGUAUCUGCACCCGAUCAUCUUGACAGUUUGUUGUCAUUGUCGAAGGAUUCGCUCGUUAAUUGUUUUUGGGAAAACCUCUCUUUCUGCCAGUUCAAUCUCGUCUUCAAUUGUGAUCUCCGUUAAAAUUGUCAAACACCGACUAGAAUUCUCUUCCUCGGUGAGGUUACGAUUCAGUUUCUACAUCAGCUUCGUUCUCUUUAAACAAAGCUAGGUGAAAAUUUAGAAAGGGAAAGUCAACAUCCUAGUCCUCAGGGUCAGACAUAUUUUAAAGUUUAUUCGGUUAAAACUAAGAGCACUGUAACUAUUCACUCGUUAAUGUUUUGAAAACUGGACAUUGUGUCUGGCUCGGACUUGCUUCUAUCUUUCUUUCGUUAGUCUUUGAAAAAAACACUGCAAGCUCGGUCCGUAAUUUACAGUUUGGACCGAAAACUCGGCUAAUAAGAGGUAUAUAUUGAUCUAUAACUUCGAUCAUGAAUAACGCGCAGGCAGAUCAUGACAAUACAAUCUGUCCAUAAGAAGUUAUUUCGAAUGUUUGAUACGUCUGAAUGUAUAAAGUUAAAUCAAAUGCAACCACACUCGGCACCAUUGAUCAAAUUUAAAAACACUAGAUAGUGGUUUUGAAAAUCAAAUUUCUUAAGCCGACUUUCUGGUGCUUGGAUGCCUGAUAUUUUUUUCACUGUAAAAACUAUGUAAUUCAAAGGAGAUGUCGACAAAAUGUUGAGAGUCACUUGUCCAAAUGUUGGAAAGACAGCAACCGUCCUCACUUCGUGAACUAUGAAUAGGGUCCAGUCCUCUUUUUUUAAUUUUAGAUAUCGAUGAAUGCUCAGCAGUAAGUCACAAUUGUCAUGGAGUGGCAAACUGUCACAACACAAUCGGCUCAUUCACUUGCAGUUGUCGCAGCGACUACACUGGGGAUGGUCUUGUCUGCGAACCUGUAGGUGAGGAAUUGUAGAGUAUAAUGGUAUUUUGUGAUUUAUAAAAUGAAUCAUAGCUGUCAGAUUCCACCUAUAUAUUCAGUUCUAUUAUGAGUAUCUGUAGUCAGAGAUCGCAGAUAACGUGAAAAUGUGGUACGAGAAAAAAAAAGGGGCAAACAAGCCAAAAGACUGUGGAUCAGUGAUUUUCUUACUUUAUUUUGUCUUUUUUUGCAAUCUGUCACGGGACAGCCACGUGGACCAAAUUUUGUUUUCUGUUAACAACAGGGAAAAUUAAUAGCUCCACAUUACUAGAUUGUGACCAAAGGAUUUCCUCUUGAACGUCAACAAUUGAACAAAUUGCCUUGGUUAUUUAACCACUCUAUAGCAAGUUUAUUCCAGUUUUUGUUUCCAUUAUUUAAUUAACAGGGGACUUCACGGUGGUCAUCGUAGAUAUGUCCAAGGACAAAUAUAACGCUACUGUUGUCCAGCGAUCUGUUCAAAGUGUCCAACAAGCCAUAAUUGAAGGUUUACCAGAAAAUGCGCCAGUGUUGCAAAGUGUGUUGCAAUGGCGUCUGGUGAGUGAAGCUGAAUUAGCAGCUUCAGAGUCAGCACAAGGAACCUUAAAAAGAGAAGGAAGCAGUGAAUGGAUUAUAAAUAGGAGAUCUAUACCUGUGGGAAUCUACCAAGUCAAGUUUACUGCUUCUUUUCAAAUUGGAGAUUCAAGUGCUCCACAGACUAUUCACGCGUUCAACUUCGGUUUUAUUGAGGUUAUUGCUGCACCUCUACGAGCCAUCAUUGACGGUGGGAGCAGUGUUCGUUGGGGAUCAGCAAAAACUGUUACAGUGGAUGGUUCACUAAGCUACGACGGAGACAUUGGCCCUGGUAAUCAUGAUGGAGUCGAAUUUACUUGGUACUGCCGUGAGGCAAUUGAAAAUGGUCCAGUGAACAAUGAUUGUUUCGGUUCCUUUGUUGAUGGAGCAAAUGCCCUUGCAGUUAGUAUUGACACCAGUGUACUUGAUAUAGGAAAGACAUAUGUCUUAUGUUUAAAUGUGUCCAAAGAUGUGAGGAGUGCCUUUGCUGAGAUGACUUUUGAGAUAGCAGCCGGCGAGAUACCUCAAGUAAAACUGAGGUAAAUGUGAUAAUGUAAUUGAUCAGGACGCUGUAAACGCCUUCAAUGCAACAGUAAGUUAUGCAGUCGAAAUAUUGUCUAAAGAUAGUCUGUGAGAUCACAUUUUUCUUUUAAUGGUAUAUGGCCAAUUCAAUUAAUCGGCUUUGCUUGUCUGAAAAAAAAAAUUAUUGAAAUGAAUAAAGAAUUAAAUAGACUAAUUGAAACCAGAUAUUGUAGUAACAAUAAAAAGAGGCAAAAUAUUUUCGAGAUGCAAAUUAUCCUUAUUGCUUAGAUUCAUGCUACCUAUGAAAUGAUUGUUUUCGCAGGGUGAAAACGAAACGUAGCUACGUUUGAUAGCAAAUUUGUUUUGAUUAAAGGUGUUUUGUAGAUUGUGGGACCAUAGUCUCUGCUUCAAACAAGCUUCGAGUGACGUCGGAGUGCUCCAAUGUUCCUUGCGUUGAUUCAGUCUACCAAUGGCUGUUACAAAAGAAAAAUGAUACAACGGAUGCACUAGAAGAUGUUACUAUUUUCCCCAAUAUGACUUCAACAGCAUUAAAUGCGAGUAACAUGAUAUUCAAGAAGGACGUAUUGCCCUCAAACACAAAAUUUACCCUAAAGCUCAUUGUGACUUCGCAAUCAGGAUCACAAGGGUUUGGUGUAUUGCAUUUUGAGACCGCUGGAGCGCCGCACAGCGGGCAUUGCAAGCCAUCGGUCAGCGAAGGGGUGGCACUUGAGACAGAGUUCCUUUUUGAGUGUUUGAAUUGGGAAGAUAAAAGUAAGCCUUUAAGCUAUGAAUUUCGCGUUGGAGACGAUCCAAUUUCUUAUGGAAAAUUCCCAAAGUCUGUUUCAACGGUGUUGCCAAGUGGAAAACCAGAAGAUCAACACAGAGUGCAAAUAACGAUUAUUGUUAAAAACUUUGUUGGCGUGGCAGUUACAGAGACAGUGUUUGUUAAGGUACUAACAGAAUUGUUACUUAUAUUUUUAGGCUUUUAACUCUUAAUAUUUCCCCCCGUAAUCGAAAACAGAGAGAAUCGGUACAUAUGCGACAACUUAAAGCAUGUUAUUUUUUCCCGAAACUCGGCACAUUCCUGUGAGCGGUAGCUCUUCUUGACAGGCCAAAAUAUGAAGGAAACCACUAUAAAGCUUGUUAUGGAUCAGUUUUUGGCUAUGCCGAAAGAGCAUAUAGCCGCUACGCACAUUAAAAAAUACAUUGCAAAAAUACAGUAACAAGAAAAUAACUGUUUUGCCCAGCAAAGGUGUAGGACAUGAACCGCUAAGCCGCGAUAUGAAUAAACGCAUUGCUAAUUCUUUUACAGGUGAAGCCAUCCUCCAAAUUUAACCCCUGCUAUACACUAGCAGACGAAGUAGCCAAUAUGCUAAAUGGCCUUAUCGCGGUGAAGGACUGUAAGUUGGAUGAACUUUUAAGAAAAGGUGAAAUCAGCAAGGCCUCACAGCUUGCACUAACCGUCUUGAAGACAGCCAAUGAGACGCCAGAUUGUGGAGAAGGCUUAAGCAUAGAAGUAAAAACUUCGGUAAGUAAAAUAAUGGAAGUUUUUACCUUUUAAGAAGGAUGAAGGAUGUCUCUGGGCACUCAUUGCAUGCACCACGAUGAGGCUAGAGAAAUCUGAGAAUUGAUAAAAUGCGUACAGGGCAUUUUAGUAGCAGAAUAUAUCAUUAGCACAACAAAAAUAUGCCCUUGGAAUGGCUAUUAGUAGCUAUGAUUUAAGCAGUGUAAUUGGGCAGUAAGAGUCAUCGUGAAAGACACUUCCUCCGAUGUGGACUCUACACAGUCCCUUCUAACGAUGCUGAUAGAAGGCUUUAGUAGGAUUUUGCUUUCAUGUUCAAGUAGUAUGACAGGGAUGUUUUACUCCUUUUUUUGCUAAGAAAACUCAUUAAAUUACAGUAGAAACCCCUUAUCAGUUUCUCCUUGGGGAAAUAUAAAAAUGCGGCGGAAUCACAUGAAGACAAGGUCAUGUGGUAUUUUUAGUUGGCUUAUCCAGUUUGACACGUUUUUUUUUACACUACAAACCACGACUGUACCCUUGCUCCUAAUGCAAUGCAAUGCAGGAGGUGAACAUUGUGCCAUUUCUCUGUUUGAUGAGUCAAGAGUGUUAGUUGGGUAGUCAAAAAUGAUGUUUAUAUGCACCGAGCUUGCAAAAUUUAUUGAAGCACUUUUUAGUUUGACAUUAACACGUUAUCUCCUUGAUUGUUAACUUCAUGUAACGCAUUUGAACGUUACCAGAUUUCGACCACAUUAGUGGAGAAAUUCACAUCAAUAAACCCAGAGACCCUGCCAAUGGCUCGAACGAUUAUGGCAGUAGUCAAAGUGGCGACUGGAGAACAAGGAGAGCAGACAUGCGAUGACUGCAGUGACACCAUGGUAAUCAGCACAUUGCUUAAGUAAUAAGACAUAUAAAAAUUAGUAUUUCUUAUUGCUCGGCGCUCCAUAAGAAAAUGGUUUCGUAGACGUUGCGAAUUCAGAUCUUUAAGUAAGUAGGGGACCCGCUCAUCCAGUCCCCAAAGUAAGGGGGCGGGGGCGGUCCCUCAGCCCCCCUUGAUCCGCCAUCGCAUGUUCAUAUCGAAAAUCCAUCGACCUCCCAACUGUAAAUAAUGUGAAAUUGAACCCCAUUUUGAAGAGGAUAUCUCUUCUGCUCCGAAACGUUUAAACGCCGAUCCUAGAAGUUGGAGACACAAAAAGGUCACAAUUAGAAAUUCUCGCCCAAGUAAAUUAGUCUUGCAUUAAUAUACAUGCUUCGUAGUGCAAUGUAAGUAGAUUGUACUUUUUAAACCAAUCAGAAUCGUACAAAAAAUUGCAUUCUGUGUUGUGGGCUAAUAAACUCGAAAAUCAAUUACUGUUACUUAGACAUUAUACCCUUAGUUUGAGGUAUAUUAUUUAUUCCUGGACGCAUUUGCAAAGAAUAUUUUGUCAUAAAUAGAAAACAGUGAACACUUUCAUAAAGCAAAAGUUUAUCGUUGCAGAAGUGUAUCCUUAGAUCCCGCAUCCAAUCAGUUUAAUCCAAUCCUUUUUAAAAUCUUAGUUUUCCUUCUUUGUCUUUCUGAACCAACAACGUCGCAAAAUCGUGUUUCGUUGAACUAAUAAAUAUUUAUUAUUGCAGAAUAAAGCAACAGAAAUGACAGUGAAAACAACCGGCCUACUUUUGUCGGCUCUAAAUGACCUCGAGCAGCCUUUCAGUGCUGAGUUGGAUGAAGCAGCAACGAGUGUCACUAGCUGCCUUAACAAUGUACUACAAUCUGCAUCCGGCCGAUCGAACGGAGCAGCAGCAGAAGCUAAGGCACGUGAUAAGGUUGAGAAUUUUAGAAAAUACAACGUUCCCGUUAGUGUGGACACUCAAUUAUUUCCUAUUUUUUUUUAAUUUCCAUGUUACGUUGUCAAAUUUGAAGCUAUAUUGAAAAAACGUUGAAUUCAAGACUUCUACGAAUCUGUCAAAGGAAGUUCACGACUAAAGUUACCAUAUCGAAAGCUGAGUCGUUAGUGUUCACCUUGAGGAGCCCCCAACCCCAGUCCUCUGCUCAGGCAUUCUAUUAUUGUUUGCUUGAAAGCCUCUCUAUGGAGCCCUUUCACAAUAUUUGCCAAAUAAAUCUGACAAAGAUGUACUAUUCUGGAUAUUCUGAAAGUUACUUCAAAUAUUGAUGCUAAUUGAAGCUAUUUAAAGCCAUGACCCGUAAAAACAUUUUUUUUAAAUGUCCAUUUUUUAACGGUGGAGCGCCACUCUUUAAGAUUUGUUAUGUAUGAAACUGUUUUAGCCAAUUAAAGGUUGUGUCUUACAUUUUGUAGCCAGGAUUCUAUUUUUAACUUAUUUCUUUUGUGACUGCAGGAGAACGUACUAAGAGCCUCAAAAAAUUUAAAUGCUAUGAACGAUGGGUUUUUUGUUCGCCUUGUUCCUUCCGAAAGUAUGAUCAUUAAAACUGCAAAUCUGGCGUUAUCCCUUAAGAAGGUCUCUCCAAAGCAUGUUAAUGGACUUAGUAUGGAAGAAGGACCAUCAAAGUUUCAGCUGCCAAGAAACCUGGGAGAAAUGGGUACCGAUAACGUAAAUGCAAAGGUAAGGGACUUUUUGUUCCUUUGAAGAACGUCGGCCUAUUUAUGGUUCCAGGUUUUUUUUGGUACCACUUUAAAACCCUAAAAACAGAUUGGAAUUAUUGAAAACCCUGAAAUUAUGGUUCAGUUUUAUUUAAGACUAGACUACUACUAUACCUCAGCUACCAACCUAAGCUACAUGUGUAUAAGUGUGGGACUUUGGAUUUAAAUUGCUGGGAUCGAGACGGAUUGCAACUUGAAGAAGUUUGGCCAACGUUUUAGAAUUAAACUUUUUUCUUGUAAACUGCCCCGAAACUAUAACUGUUUUCACUUUGAUAGAGUCAUUUGAUAGCUUUCUUUAGAGUUCCAAGUAUGGGAAAAGGUGACUGAGCAUACUUAGGGAUGAGUUCAGCCCAGCUGUAGAAUUUACCAUAAUAUAGCCCUUUUAAUGAUGAUUAUGAUGAAUUAGUUAAAUAAAUCCUGCUUGUCAACCUGAACAUCGCGUCCUCAUUGACCGAAAGCUAUAGUCCGUAAGAGAAUUAACGGAAUGAUGGCGCGAUUUGUUUUUUCUCUUUCUGCCAAUUAUAGGCAAGGGAAAGUAGCUGGGUUUUUUUAUUAGAUAAAAAAUUAACAGGUUUUAAGCCUAUCUGUACGUAUAUAGUCUAUCUCGGCAUCACACUUUUUUUUUUUAUUUUACGCAGAUGCUGACAUUGAAGUUUAACCCUUACACCUGGGACAACAGCAGCAAUGCGAUUCAGUCUCCAGUAACCAGCCUCGAACUUCAAAGUAAUAAGGGGACAAAAAUAAAUGUAUCGAACCUUAAAGAAGACAUCGUAAUAGUGAUACCAAUUUCAGAGUCACCGACAAACAAUACAAACAACAGCGAUGUAACUGAACAUUUCUUUUUAAAGCCAAAUAAAAUGACCAUUCACAGCUACUACGCGGAACUUGCGGACGUCCCAGUGACCAUAAAGAUGGGUAUUACGGAAAUAGGUGUCUUUGUCGUGGAAGUGUUUGUUAAAUUUGGAUUAAGGCCCACAGUUGACAAUCACGAUCACAAUUUUACCAAAGAGUUUAAAUCAAUGUGUGAAAACCAACCAGAUGGCAAAAACAUCAGCUUGUCCUGUCUUCCAGAGGAAACAUCUAUGAUAGUGGUGCCAUCAAAACGAGGUCUGCUUUAUGUCGGAAUUUUUUUCUUGGGUGCUACAAAUACCAGUGAACACACCAGGGAAAAAAGAUCUUGUUUCGGCCACGGUCGUCAAAGGCGUUCCUGUGUUGGCUUCAAAGAUCCACCGCCAAAGGGUUUCACUAAAACGGUUACUCCGCAGUACAACCCUUCGACGGAUGUUAACUAUACAAUGACUAUUACUCAAUCAAGCUGUUUGUAUUGGUCUGAAGAUAGGAGCAAGUGGACAUCUGAUGGUUGCAAGGUAACCCAAAGUUCUUGACGCGCCCAUGCACUUGAAACACUCGCCCUUCCCUCGGCCUGGGUCUCCAAGGUUAAUUUCCUCUUCGUAAAAAAAUGAUGUAAUAUUAACUUGACCACCCUACCAUCUUUGGGACUCUGUGAGUCCUUAUUGCUCUAGGAAACCCCGAUUGAACCCAAGGAGGGCAGGGUGGGUACACGGUUACUUCUCAGUAUUACAAACGCGUGCUACAAUCUUGGACAAAAAUGUUAAGAAAAUGGACAUUGCCAUGUCUAGUUUCAAGAUAAAGUUCUUGAAAACACUAACAACUACAAAUACUCCCCCUCCCCCCAUAAAAAAUAGUGUUGAAAUCUGGCUGGUUUUUGUCUCGUCACAUACGCUCCUACCCAAAGUGGAACGAGGUUCAAAUGUGAUCAGCCUUUUAUUGGGGAGGAGCGUUGCGUGACGAGACAAAAACGGCUGCGGGGAAGAUAAGAUCAUUUCUCAUUCCGAAUGAACAACUAUGAUCAGGGUGGGGGUGGGGGGCCAUAAUGGUACCAAAUACGUGGGAUAGGCGUUCUGUGGGAAAGAAAGUACAAAAUUCCUAACAAUUUUUGUCCAAGAUUGUAGCUAAAUAAAACUGUAAAAUGCCAACCUACAACGCUCAAUUGUAUGUUCAAUUGUUCUUAGGGUUUGGUUCAGCAUUCUGCUCAAUUUUUUAAUCUUGAUGUUAACAGAUUUUGUUAAUUUUAAAAACGUCACCGUACAAAAGUAGGAAGAAUAGAAAUAUUCUUGCUUCUUCCUUUAACUUAUCUCCGCCUUUGAAUGAUGCGAUAUAGCAUAUUAAUAACAUUGCACAUUCAAACUGCUUGCUUUUGAACAGCAUUGAGGAGCCUGAAGCAAAAAUGAGGCAAUCAGUGCUAACUCGUUUCCCUAUACAUUCUUUGUGUCUCAUCUUCCCAAUCUUUUUCCUUCUCCUUUGCGUUGUUGCUAAUAACUGAGUCUUCUUUCGUAGGUUGAUCCCAGGUCGAAUACCACCCAUCUCAUUUGCCGUUGUAAUCACCUUACCUCCUUCGGGGGUAACUUUAUUCAAGCACCAAAUCCAAUAGACUUUGACAAAGUUUUCACAGAGUUUGCAAACCUUUCUGAGAGUGGUAACAUUUCAGUACUGGUGACCAUUGCUUGCGCGUUUCUUCUUUACUUUGUUGUACUAGUUUUUGCGAGGAAAGCGGAUAAAAGAGAUGAAAACAAGGUAAUUGUGAAAAUAAAUGUAUUAUCUGUAGGGUAUCUAGUGACACUCUAGGCUCAUCGGCAGGCAUUUGGUCACGGCCACCAAGGCCGUGUUCAGACUAAAUAGUGUCGCUUACCGAACAUGUUCUCUUCCUUUUCGACCGUCCAAAAGUGGCCUUCGAAAACACACAUCUAGCGAUAAUUUUUCGUACCCAGGCCAUUCAACGAAGCGCGGAGUAUUACUCAGUGCAUAUCCUCCAAUAGCUCCAGCGUCCCGCCAUACUUUUUUAAGAUUGCAAAGGCGAUCACCCAAAUUUAGAAACUGGAGAUCGCGACUGAAAAGACGCAUAUGUAUGCAGACCCUUUGGUAUAGACUUGUGAUGAAGUUAAACUGUUGCAUGACCGAACAUGACCGAGCACGGUUACAUAAUAUUAAAACCAAGUUUCGCCGUUUAUUUCAGUGGGAGAAAAGGUUUAAUAUUUUGAUCCGCUACGCUGUGGCGGUUCUCUACAUAUAAGGAUGGGUCUAUUAAAAUUACUCAUUUCUCGCGCUACACUAUUUGUAGUUUUGUUUGAUCAGCAGUUUUUGUCUCGCCAGUAAGAUUCAAUUUGAUUACAUCAGCGUCAUGUUAUAACGAAAUUUUGCUUCAACAUGUUAGAUAUGCCCUCCAAAGCGUGUACCCAUUGUGGAAGAAGGGACCUAUUAUUACGACAUGGUAAUUUGCACAGGCGUUUGGAAAAAUUCGGGUACAACAGCAAACGUGACAAUCAGUAUUAAAGGUGACUUAGAUGAGCACAAUCACAUUCCACUACGUAGGAAAGACGAGUCAAGUGAUCUGUUUGCACGAGGAGGUAUAAACGGAUUUGUUUUGAUCACUGAUGAAUCAUUGGGAACGUUGAAAGAAAUAACCUUAGAACAUGACAACUCAGGGCGCGGCCCUUCUUGGUUUGUGGAAACAGUGACAAUCAGAGACAGACAGAAAGAAGAACAAUGGACCUUCCCAAUAAACAGAUGGCUUGCGGUAGAAAAAUGUGAUGGUUUAACAGAAGCUACCGUAAAGCAUGGAAAUUUGGGUUCUUUCUCAGAUCAAGUUCGCAGCCGUUUCGGAAGAAAAAUUGCAGACAGUCACUUGUGGAUGUCUGUCUUUGGCAAGUCCUGUAGCAGCUCGUUUACUCGUGUGCAAAGAGCUUCAUGCUGCCUUUCAGUGCUCUUCAGCGCCAUGAUUGCCAAUGCUAUGUUCUAUAACAUUGGUGGGGAAUCAGAGGGUGCUAUUUACAUUGGACCCUUCAAGGUUUCGUGGAGACAAAUCGUUGUUGGUGUGCAAAGUGGACUGAUAGUUGCACCUGUAAAUGUAGUCAUUGUUUUGCUCUUUAAAUCAAGCAAGCCGAGGAAUACAAAAGCAGACAAAUAUCGGGAAGUGGAUCACGUCCAAGAACUCGUCGACAGAGUAAAAGACGAUGGUUGCAUGUUGCCUCACUGUUGCGUAUACCUAGCAUGGUUGCUUUGUUUUGCUACAACUCUUACUUCAGCAACCUUCACUUUAUUUUACAGCUUAAUGUGGGGCAAAGAGGUUGCAGAGCAAUGGCUCUCCUCUAUUUUGAUUUCAAAUGGUCAGGACAUCUUCAUUGUACAGCCGACAAAGGUCAUGUUGGCCGUGGUAAUGGUGUCAUUGCUUGCAACGAGAACCAAGGACAGCAGUGAAGAUUCUGAAACAGAGAAUGAAGAAGAUGUUAACUUGAAUGACAUAGAUCUAUUUUCUGAUGAUCCUAAACAGCGUUUUAAGCGCGCAAGAUUAGGAGUCAUGCGUGAACGAGCCAUAAAAGAACUUAAGUUGGUGAGCACGAUGAAAGAAAUUGUUGUUCAUUUGAUAUUUGUGUUUUUCUUGGCGAUAGUGUGUUAUGGAAACAAGAAUAGUAAUCGCUUUAUGAUGACUACCACUCUGAUGAGUCCUUUUGCAAAGUUUGAAACGGUAAGGCUUUAUUAGUGAAGUCAUAUAUAAGGGAGAAGCUGGAAUAAUUUUAGUUGUAACUUUAAAUUUUCAACGUUGGUUUUAGACAUAAAACCUGAUUUAAUUUAUAGAUUGACCAAAAAGACAAGAGUAUUCUAUCAAGUUUAAAACACAAGGCGAAACGUUGUGUCUUCGAAACUUUAAAACUUCAACUGGGAGUUUAUAGAUUGGAUUCAAAGACUUCUGUCAUUAGAUAGUCCCAAUUUAAACGCUGAAAAAUUAUCCGUGUUUGUUCAGAAUGACAGACACGGAUUAUCACUGAUGUGGUAUUUUUUUUUAGGAGUUGUUGGUGUGAUUUUUCAAAUGUAGUUAUACAUUAAAUUUUUUAGUUUAUGUUUGCGCAUCUGCGUCCGUUAGUUUUAUUUCCGGUUCAAAAUUUCACGUCGGUGUUACAUGUUUCUCCGGUGGUCGCGUUUACAGGAGGUUUCCUUACUUUUGUCGCCGCGUGAACCAAGCGUUGGCGUUCCCUCUGUCGUAUUUUCGGCACAGUUGUUUCAGAACCAUCGCAUUUCAUUGGACUACCGUCAAUUCCAUACCUUUUGGACCAGCAUUAUGUUUUCGUUUUAUAGAGAUGUCCGUCAUAUAGAGGCGUACUUUGAAUGGUUAAUUGUAUAAACCACGGUACUCUUAUUAUUUCAGGUAACUGGAAGGUACAAACUAUGGGGUUGGAUGAGACAAGAGUUCCUCCCAAAUAUUUACAGCCAUCCGUGGUACAAUGGACGUCAAGAGAAAGAUGUGUAUGUUGAAAACAAGGUGUCCUUACUGGUCGGUAUGCCAUGGAUGAGGCAACUCAGAGUCAAAAAGAGUAAGCUUUAUGAUUUGGAAUUUGCAAACCUAAUAUUAAAUGGACAAAAAAUUCUCUGUCUUCUGCCCUACAGUAGUUAGUUUAACAAACUGGUCAUAAAAGGCGGCAAACAACAAAAAUGCCCAAUCGGAAUAAGUUAAUGCGACUUUUUUUUAUCAAAGUGAUAGGGAUGCAGUUAAAGACGUUGUGCACCUUUAAUUCUGAGAAAAAAUAUGGCAAAGGAGUCUGAGGGACUUCAUAACUAUUCCACUCUAUUAACUAUGUGCAAUAUCAUGAUAAAACAUCAAAAUUACCAGGACCUUUCUAAAAGGAGAAGACAACGAACAGUUUCACUGCUGAUUUUUAUGCCGCUCCUUUACAAACAACUUUUUAUUAUUCGGUUAUCCUUGAAAUGGUUGAUACGUUAACUAGGUAUUACGUACAUUCCAUAAAGUCAAAAUUACGGAAAGGCCGAGAAAUAGAUGGUCUUCACUCACGCGCAAAUUUAUUAGAACAAAAGAAAGCGCUUUCAUAAGAAAAGAGUGCAAUUCCCACAGGAUUAGUUUGGGACACCAAUAUGGUCGCCUUGACUUCAUGUGAAAACACUCUGUAGAUCGUUUUCACUCAAGUGGGUUAGCAGCUAUGCAAAUUUCUUGGAACAAAAAAGUUUUUACAUAAGAAAAGAGUUUAAUCCCCAUAUAGGAUUUUUUCGAUAGACAAUGGUAGCAUUCCUUUUGACCCAUCAAAAUCCGGAUUUUGCGAUCCAAAAUUUUUUUCCGUUCCAUUAAGGACUAAACCAAUCUAAUGUUGCAAUCUGAACGAUCCACUUCCGCACUUGGAUCGUUCAGAUUGGUAUCUCAAUCUGGUUUCAGAUAUUUAUUCCACUUAACGAAAUUGUUUUUCGAUUGCAAGGCCGUGCUCGUUUAUCGAUAAACAUGGCGGGUCAAGGUUAGUUCAAACAAAAGUUAUUUACACUCCUUCUUUGUUCUAUGCAACUAAAGGAUUGUAGUAUAUGAAAUUCCAGUUCCCCAGUAACUCUAAUUCUAUAGGGAAGCGAAAACGCUUGCAUUUUCUGACCGUAAAACCACAGUGUCCAAGGUCUGUGUGUGUGUGUUUAGAACGCGCUUCUCAGCACUUGAGAAUUCGUAAUUGUCUUCUGAAUUUUCUUCAAUCAAAUUCCAGAUAAUUUUAAGUCUACGAGUCCCAGUAUGAACCACCACUAGUUAAAGAGCAAUUUUUCUUUCCAUUUUUCCACGAGAAGACGCUUAAUUUAGCGGAAAAAAAACGAUGUGUUGAAAUUGAGAAGAUCAGAGCAGCAGGUAGCUACUGUAUGGAUCAAUCUUAUUUCAGACUUUUGUUCCGGCUAGCAGGAAAAUCUAAACAAUCUGGAUUGUCUAAAUCCGAAAAAAGUUUGGCUAAAAGGAAUGCAACCAAAGUAACAUGACCGCCAUUUCGUUGUUUUGUACACAAAUAUGAUCGCCGUGUCGUUAUGUGAAAACGAUCUAUUCAGUUGUCUUAGGUAAGUCAAAUGUAAUGCUGCUUGCUAAAAAAUGAUAGAAAAACUGUUAUACAUUUUAAUUUUAGGUUCUUGCAAAUCAUUAGCUGAGCUUUUCCCAGACUGCCUCUACGAUUACACAAGUGAAGGUGAGGACACCACAACACUGAGUCUUCCUGGAUGGAAACAACUCCCUUACAAUACUUCAUGGCCAAAGGCCCUUCAACUGUGUCCCAAGCCUUGGCGUUAUCGCACAAGUGAAGAACUAGACAAUGGUCGGAUAACGGGGACCUACAAUACAUAUGAAGGAGGUGGCUAUGUCACUGUCUUGGGAUACGAUGUUGAAACUGGCCGAAGUGUCCUUGGCGAAACAUUCGGUCAUGGAUGGGUUGAUCGCCAGACGCGAGCAGUGAUAUUAGAGUUCGCAGUUUUCAACGUUAAUACAAAUCUUCUCAGCAUUGCAACGUACUUUUACGAGGUUCUUUCCACUGGUGCUGCUUACACAACAAGAACGGUUAAAACGCUCGACCUACAAAGCACUGAAUCCGGGACUCAAAUGUUCUACUUAAUCUGCCAGUUCCUUUUCAUGGCCAUGGUGUGUUAUUACCUCAUCAUGAUGUUUUACAACUUCCACCGUCGCCGCCUUUGCUUUUUCAAGUCAGUGUGGAACAUGGUCGAUUUUUUCAUGAUCAUAUUCUCAGUAUUGGCGGUAGUGUUUUACGUGAUCCGUUCGAAAACUCUUCUAAAAAGCAUCAAAUCUAUCCAAAACAAUCCAUAUAAUAUCGUACAUUUUCACUCCUCCUUGACUUGGGCUAGUUGGGAAAAUGUUGCUAAUGCCUGUGCUAUUUUUAUGGUAACACUUAAACUUUUAAAUCUGAUUCGAUUUAAUCCUUAUGUAAUCUACUUGUUUUCAUCCUUCCGUCAGUCGGUAGGCUAUCAGCUGUCUUACGUUUUUAUUUUCCUGAUAUUGUUUAAUGGGUUUAUUAUAUCAGGAAAACAAUUUUUUGGUCACACUGUCCUUGAAUACUCUAGUUAUUUGCAAGCAGUGAUUUCUCAGUUUGAAUUCCUUCUGGGAAAAGCUGUCCCACUUGAUGAUUUAAGACGUGAACACCCAAUUCUUGGACCCAUAUUCGUUUUCAUAUACAUGACAAUAAUGACAAUUGUCCUUAUGAAUAUGUUAGUUUCGGUUCUUAACGAGUCAUACAUCGAUGCUAAAACAUACGUAGAGGAAAGUGCUGAGGAACUUGAAAUAGCGCACUUUAUUGCGGAAAGAUUUGAAGAAAUGUUAAGGGGCAACAGGAAGCGACCAGAAUUCAAGCUAUAUUGCGAUGAAGCAACAUAUUUCAACAUGUGCCAGUCACAGGCGGAGCCUAACUGUUUAAACUCUAAAUGUAUAAUCAAGUGUACAGAAGACAGACUUAAAUUGGUUGAGAAACGACUCUCUGCUCUCACUGGAAGUGCAGAAAAGAUGACUGAUGAUAAUGAACUGGAGGAAACUGAGUUUCUUAACCUCCUCCAGUUAGUGGCCAAUCAUGAUGGCUAGAAUGAAGCUAGCAGUAUUUUAGGUUUUUUUCUUGUUUUAAUGUUCCCUACUAUAAUGUUGUCUUACCAUACUUUAAAAUUCUGGUAUUCGUGAUUCAUGAAACUGCUUUUCAGCUAUGAAAAACAAAAAAAGGAAAAAAAUCCAGAGGAUAAGAAUGGCACCGAUAGACUCGCGUUUGUAUAAACCGGAGAGAAUUACAGUUAUUCACUACGCUACCUAGGGGACGGCAGAGCAUUUUUCUAAGUUGGGGUGGGGAAAGGGAAGGGGGAGGGGGCGCUUAACAGAGGUUGGAAAUGGGAGCCUUAGAUUUCCCUCUUAGUAAUUUUUUUUUUUUAGAAAAAGCCCAAAAGGCACCCCCUGACCCCGCCGUCCUUCUACCUCUUUCGUUUUAUAAUUAAAUGUCUACUUUAUUAACACAAGCCUAUAUAUCAUCCCUUUUAUAAAACAGAAAGACGCUCUACAAUGCUACUAUGCUAGCGUAUAUAUCAUUCUAUCAAGUACGUUGGAAAGAGGCUCUAUACAAUGCUAGGUAUUUGUAUCGAAUCAGAUUAAAUACUAAACGAACGCCUCGAGUCUAAUGUUAGUCUGAAAACCAGCCUUUCGGGCUGGGAAAUCGGGUGAACUAAACUGCUCCCUUCCUCGUUAUUUCGUUUUUUCACACAAUCCGGUGGGUAAUCAGUGGCGGAUCCAGGGGAGGGGCCCUAGUUCCCCCUUAUUUUUAGACCAAACUGAGGCCCGAAGGGCGGAAAAAUUUUUUUGGGAGACCGGGCCCUCCCCUUAUCUCAAGGUCUGGAUCCAGGCACUGGGUAAUUGUAAAAGACAGAAUAAGUAAGCAGAGUAGCAUGACUGACAUGAUUUGAGGCAUGCAAUAAUUAUAAAGAAAAUGACUCAAAAAAAUCAACAGUGAAGCACCACUUCUAAAAAGCAAGGAUGCAUGUUUCCCUUUUCCCCGCGAAUCUUAGACGAAUAUUCGCGUGUUUAAGGAAAGUUAAGUAAAGGGGUAGUCGGUUUCAUUUCAGCCAAAGAGGUCUACCAAGCGUUACUGAUAGGCCAUUUGCACGAUGGGGUCUUUUUACUCCUAAGACCAAAAUUCAUUUCAUUUUUUUACAUUUAAAUUUGGAGAUCCCGGUGAGGUUUAAAUAAAAAAGUCCAAAUUUUCAGUCGCCACUUGCACAUCUCCCAUAUAUGCACCUUAUUUGCCCCCCAAAAUUUUGCAUGAGCAUUGUUUUCACUUUCUCUUGCUGUAAUACCCAGAAGAAAUGAAAAACAAAGGUUAUGCAAAAUUUUGGGGAGCAAAUAAGGUGCAUUAUGGGAGAUGUGCAAGUGGCGAAUUAGAAAGUUAAUCCUGAAGGAUUCUGGUAAUAGUAAUAGUAAAAUGAUGCCACCGUGGAAUGGCCUAUUCAUUGUUUAUUCUAGGCAUCCAGGAAAAAAUGCUUGUGUGUAAAGAUAUUUAGGAUUCAAAAGGUUGAGUUUGAUCGUCCGGUGAACGUAGUCCUGAAUAGGACUGUUGUUGUUGACAGUGACUGACGUUUCGACAAACUGUGCGGUAGUCACCUUCAGAGUCAAAGUGAGUUGUAUCACAUCAGUUGAUGGUAUUAUACGAGAAAACAACUGGAGAACUGACAAUUUGACUAACAAUAGACGGAUCGAAACGCACCAAUCACUGAUUACGAGUCUUCAUAGCCAAUAACAUCACGGCUUAACUGACAGACGACCAAUAACAUCGCGACAUAAUUGACCAAUCAGAUCAAUAACCAGAGUAUCACACCAUCAACCGAUGUGAUACAACUCACUUUAACUCUGAAGAUGACUACCGCACAGGUUGUCGAAACGUCAGUCACUGUCAACAACAACAGUCCUAUUCAGGACUACGUUCAACCGGACGAUCAAACUCAACUUUUUGAAAUGACUCCCGGGUUCAAACCUUUCACAUAUUUAGGGUUGUAGAAAAAUGUUCCUUGCAGUUUUGCGACCGAGCAAUAUCCAGCAGAAAAGUAUUACGGAAAUCAAUUACGAUAUCCGCUGGAUAGUGAUUUAUCUGGUGGAUAGCGCUAUCCAACGUUUGAACAAUUGCGGCCAGGCUGACAGUGACAAGCCUAGUUCCAUUUCGAUAGGAAGUCAAAAUUCAACACAGCGACUACAAGGUAAGCGUACUUUUGUUUUGCAAAUAUAAAGAAAACAAAAGAAAAAACAAAGUAGAAAAUAAAAAACAACAAUUGCCUUGUUGGCCCUGUGCAACUGCACGUGAUGCUCCAGCGGCUGACGUGCCGGGAGUUGAAGACAUAGCACAGAUACUGUCGUCCAUAUUGUCUUUUAUCUCCUGCAGUUUCCUUUUAAGACGGUUCAUUUUACAAGCUAAAAACAAUGCGGACACUGGGUGUCGUACAACUCCAGAAAAGCUCCCGAAAAGGAGACAGUGCUCGCUGUACAGUAGAAGAACAGUAUUUCGGGCUCUGUAGUUGCUGUGCCUGUCUACGAUACGCUGUGCCUGUCCUCGAUACGCUGUGCUUGUCCUCAAUACGCUGUGCUUGUUCUCGAUACCCUGUGCUUGUCUUUAAUACGCUGUGCCUGUGCACGAUACGCUGUGCCUGUCCUGAAUACCCUAUGCUUGUCCUCGGUACGCUUUGCCCGUGCUCGAUAGGCUGUGCUUGUAAUAAAUACGCCGUACCUGUCCUCGAUACCCUGUGCUUGUCUUCAAUACGUUGUGCCUGUGCUCAAUACGCUGUGGCCGUCCUAAAUACCCUGUGCUUGUCCUCGAUACGCUUUGCCCGUGCUCGAUAGGCUGUGCCUGUCCUCGAUAGGCCGUGUUUGUCCUAAAUACGCCGUGCCUGUUCUCGAUACCCUGUGCUUGUCUUCAAUACUUUGUGCCUGUGCUCAAUACGCUGUGCCCGUCCUCAAUACGUUGUGCCUGUUCUAAAUACCCUGUACUUGUCCUCGAUACGCUUUGCCUGUGCUCGAUAGGCUGUGCCUGGCCUAAAUACGUUGAGCUGGCCUUUCGCUGUGCCUGUCCCUAUUAGGAACCGAAUUUUGACCCUGAUACCCCUUUAUACAAGGGCGCUUUCCAUUUGUCAGAACUGGCCGGCCGGACCAUUGCCCGGCCAGUCAGUUUGACAUUGAAAUAGGCUUUUUCCAGGAGGGUUUAAUGAAAAGUCAUCUGCUUCCUGCAUAAAAUCUAGGUUUUGACUGAUUUUGCCGGUAAGUUUUGAUUUAAAACAUAAUAUUAUUGAGGCGGGAACGGUUGGUCGGCCGGUCAGUUCUGACAAAUAGAAAGCGCCCAAAAGCAACACUAAGUCAUAACGUAAAGUUUUGAUCGAAAAAGUGAACAAAUGCGAUGAUUGAACAUGUAUUGUUUAACUACUCUCGGCUAGAUCUUAUUGCUUUUCUUAACGGAAAGAAAACCCUUAUUGCGUUUAACUUGCAGAUCCAAGUACCGAUUACACUGAACAGAGCAAGCCAGAUAGGUACAUCGGUUACGAGAAUGUGGAACGUAAUCUAACUUGUGACUCGGAAAUCGUAAAUCAUUGGUAUCGGUUUAUUGGUCUAGCUGGGACAUCUACGUCAGAAAACUGUCCUCCGACUCACCGCUGCAAAGCCAACGCGCCGCAUGUCUAUAAGUUGGUACCACCUGACUUCUGCCAGUCGAGGUACUGCGGGGACCAUGGUAAGUGAGCUUCACCCCAUGUAAGGCAAUCCAAGACAGUCUUGGAUUCUGGAUUCCACGGCAUAGAUUCCGGAUUGUUUGUCAGUGGAACUUGGAUUCCAGGUUCCAACUUUUAGUGGGAUUCUGGACUCCUUAAGCUGUAUUCCAGAUUCCAAAGCCGAGGAUUCCGGAUUCCACAAGCAAAAAUUUCAGAAAGAAGAAGCGGACCAAAAACCUAGAUUUUGAUUCAAUUAAAUUAAUGUAAGCUUAUUAACUUUUAAUCAAUGUUUCUUAGACACGUUUAUGUUAACAGUUCAUGUUAAGUUUCUACUUUGUCUGAGAAAAGGUGAACAAUUAUUACGAUUAUUCUAGAAAAUAAAUUUCCGAGGUAUUUAUAGUUGGAAGCUGCUGUUACCAGACUUGCUCACUGACCUCCUAAAUUCCGUACUGUGAAAGAGCAUAGCAUUAGUCCUAACAUUGUUAAUGUGCUCUGCUAGAUUUUUUUUGGCGCAGGGAUUACCGCUUGGAGGAAUCUAAAGAAAAGGUAAGAAGAGUUAAGAAAAAAUAAAAAUAUCCAUUUUAAGUUAACGAGGUUUUUUUAUUCUGCUUUUUAAUAAAUCCGCCCUCAGACUGCACAAAACACACACUAACCGCUCACAGGAAUGUCGAAAGACAAGGGCUUUGUACUGAAUAUGCUAAGAAAAACGCAGUUGAUGCUAAUAGUGAGUUUACGCAACAGGACGGCAGGAAGAAGAGGACAGCAAAACGUUUGCAUGUGACAAACCUGACACGGCUGUUACUUGCAUGUUUUGUCGUGAUCUUCACUUAACAUUAAGGGUUUCUGGUCUUUUGCAAAAAGAUCUGGUUAAAGGAAAGUGAAGUUUGCGGAAAUUUUGUUUCAAACAAAAUUAUUGUCACGCUUGUCACACAAGGUUGCCGUCUUCUUUCCUCUCCCGUCCUGUGGCUUAACGAGAAGGUCGAGGACGGUGCAAUAAUAAAAUACAUAUUGGGCGCCAUGUAGCGCCUCGUCAUUCGCUUUGAGGAAGGCUCAGUGUUUGACCAUAAAGGUUUUUUUUUAUUUUUCACUACUACCCCAGCGACGCAAUUUCAAGACCUUAACAGUGAGUGGUCAAACAAGCAAGCUAUCCAAAUUAAUCAACCAGGCCCUUUCAAGGCAUUACCAGUCCAUCAUAAGUAACUGGAACAAAACUCAACUUCAGUCAGACUCAUUAUCUUUGCUAUAGACAUCUUAAAAAAGCGGUGAUCACUUGAAAUGGUUACGUAAUCCUCUGUAAGAAUGAACUUGUAUGUUUUUGAGGGACGAUUCACUCAAGUACUAUUACUUUAGAAGCUGUUAAAUGAUUCUUGCUUUUGCUAAAUGCUUUCUUUUUGUGAAGCGAUUCUUUCCCUAGCAUUCCCAUGAAUGAUUUCAUCUUGUUACGUAACCAAUGCUAUUUGAUUGAUUCCCUGGAGGCUAAGAUGUUUUUUUUGUCUAUUACUUUGGUCGUUCUUCUGGUUCGAUUUGAUUUUAUCCGGUUUUAUUUUGGAUUACAAUUUUCGCAGUGCCUCUGAAAAAAUUGCAUGCAAAGGGAUGGUAAUUUAUAUCCUGGCAUUAAAUUUACUUUUAAAGCUGACUGCUCGAACAAGUUGUUAGCGUUAUAUGAAUGACAGGUACGUAGCUGAUUAGCUUCUCCAAACAGUAUGACAAUCCUGAAUGGGUAUAAUUAAUGACUGCUUAGACUCCGUUUUUUCUCUGGAAAACGUUUAGAGGAGCUUGAAUGUGUCUUACAGGGUAAGGGGGUCAUGAAAAACCAAACAUGGUAUACUCACUGAUGCACCAGCUCCCCCCCCCCCCAAGCCAAUUAUUUACCGGUCCCUAAAAGCGUCUCUUGUAUUGAUUUUUCCUAACCUUAACAUAUUCAGGGCCGUGACAUGAGAUUUUAGAGGUGUACACACGGGGAAAAAGGUUAGACCGCCGAAGGCACUCCAAACUAUGGGGUUCUUAUGGAGGUAUGUUCCACCAGAACAAUUUUUAAGUUUAGGGGCUCAGAAAUGCCAUUUCCUGCUUUUUUCCGCAGGAUAUUUUCAGUAAAUAAAUAAGAAGGAAAAUGCAAUAGCUAGUUGUAUAUUUAACAUCCCUAGUAUUAGCAGUAAAGUACAGUGUUUACGGGAAAAAGAAAAAAAAAAGUUAAAACAGAGAAGUCAUCAAGGAGAUUAAAAAAAAUGGGCGACAUGUCUACCCAGACGGGCAAAGACACCAAUAUAAUAUAAUGCGAAAGAUUUGUCAAUCAUCCCGAUUCAAUGAUGAAAAAUGCUUUCAGGACACAUUUUUUUGCUGAUUUCAGUUGUAUGCAAGGGCGGAUAGUCGUAAAUGGACGCUACGCUCAAAUCUGCACUAUCAGACUGAUAGUGCAGAUUUGAGUGAUUCUGAAUUUCAGGAAAAUAAGAUUAAGUGUUAGUCGCAUUGAGAUCCAAGGCAUUGCAUGUAGAGUGGAUCUAUUUCACUGGUGUUAAAAUACCCUACAGGAGAAAGCUCUAAAAUUUUAAUGAGCGGAAUGGGAACAUGAAUCUCGUUUCUUCCACUCUCCCCUAUGAGCCUCUUAUAUGCGUUUUGAAAUUUCGAGUAAUAACCUACGUAUAAAUACUAAAUUUGCACACCAAGGGUAUGUAAUCAAUCCAUGGAGAAACUAUUGUUUACUAAGCGUCGUUUUCCUUUUGUUUAUGUUCUCGAAAAAGUGUGAUUAUCAUCAUACAUCAAAAAUCAAACAUCGACCAUUUAAAAGUGUAGCCUGAACAUGGCUUUGCCACAUUGUUAAAGUAGGGUUGUCAUUUGAUUUCAUUUAAGUUGUAAAUUGUCUUCAAAUAUAUGACUUCGGACGAUAGUUGUCGGUGUACUCUCAGUAGUUCAUCCAAAACAACUUUACUCACUGAGAUUAAGUUCUGUUGAUAAAUUAUACAAACACUAAUAAUCACACCACAGGUGACUUCAAUAAUGCACCAUAAAGGUCUCUAAAGCAAAGAGUGGAUAUAGUUAAUAAUUCAGUGAACCGAAGUUUAUUGCUUGAUUUCAAUAUUUGCGCGUAAAAUCCCCAAAAGGCAGAAAAUAAUGAGACUUAUGCAAAGAAUUGUGCUAUUGACCCCGUAGGUGUGAUUAAGGACAGUGUGUGACAGUACUUCAACCUUCUUGCCAACAUAUCGAGUUUAAGGUAGGCGUAUUUGCAAAAUUUGAACCUUUUAAUUCCCCAGAAGUAGAAUUAUUAGAUAAAUAGUGUUAUUUACGCUCACAAGCUUCAUCUCGUAAGAUAUAUAUGGACACUUCUGAGAAUAUUAAGACGAUCAAGACGGAUGAUGUUAAUAGGGAAGUUAGUUACAUGCAAACAAGACGGCAAGACCGAAAAAAUGAGCCACUUUUACCGCUCAGAUUUGCUUUUUUAAAAAAGCAAGUCUGAGCUGUUUCAACCGACUUCAUCUUUAUUACUCCAUUUUGUUCAAUUUUUAAUUUAUAGGCGAUUUUUUUGGAGUUGAAUUCUUAUGGACCGUAUCCAGUGCCUUCUGUUAGUAACGCAACUGUAGAUCAUAAAAUUAAGAAAUCUUGUGUCGUAGUCGUUCAGUGAGGGGAAAGAAAUGCACCAAAUAGUGUGAUGCAUGUGCAAAGUUUUGCCGAUGCUCUCAAGGAGUCGUCUUUGUAGUAAUAAAAAAACCUCUCCCAUGUCUGAGACAACGCAGUAUUAAAUAACUUACCAUUGUUUGGGCAAUGAAAACUAACAAAGAGACGAGACUGAUUUGAAGCCUUUCUGAAUGCAUUUGUCAGGAGAAAUUCAAAUGGUUGCCUUACUACCAGUGCGAUAUCCAGUGCAAAUAACUUAAACGUGCAUUGUAACCUUACCUAAUACACGAUUCAUAGCGCCGUCAACCCAUCUCUUGGAAGUGACAGAGAAAACAUUUCUAAGGAUAAAAGAAAACGUCCAAAUAGGAAUUCACCCUAAAAAUAUCAGUAGGGAUAAUGGCAAGAAUUGUAUGGAAGGAAAUUUUAUGCCGGUGAUGUAAAGCUUAAUUGAUUUGCUCAGAAUGGGUUAAAACUGUUGAAAUUCUUAAAGGAUCUUUUCAUGUGUUUCACGGCAUUACUUCUUCUUUUCUUACAGACAGCCAUGAUUUUGUUUUUCCUUCAUGCUUUGUUGAUAUUAACUCGUGGUAGGCAAGUGCGUGGAGGUAAGUUGUAACUGCUAACUAGAUGUAUAUAGGUGAGAAUUGCUCUUCAUUUUUUGCUUAUAGCGUACAGCAAUAAAUUUAACAUUUAAUAACGUUUUUAGUCUUUCAGUGGUUUGAUGUUAAUUGUUUCGCUUUUAAGCUUGGCGUAGUGUAUUUCCUUUUCCUUUGUUUCCAUCACUCGUUGUUGUACGAAAGGUCCCUGGACAACACGACAAAGACAUCCGUUCAAUGUCCUAGGUGAUAAGAAGUACUGGUCAGUAGUUUCUGAAAUAACAUAGUUAAACUUGUAAAAUCAGGGGAGAAUCUGAGAUUUUUAGCUGCUUUUUGUGUGCUACAUUAGUGACUUUUCAGAAAGCAAGUUCAACAAAAGAAAAUCGAUUGACAAAACAAGUUCCGUUUGAUAUUCAAGUAGUAUUAACCCUUUAAGCCCUAAGAGUGAUCAGCGUAAAAUUUCUCCUUGCGAUAUCACGCUUUAUAAAACACAGUGAUCAUGAGAAUCGAGGACAUGAUCACACAAUGAAUCUAAUUGAUGCUUCAACAAAUUUUCCCCACUACUUCUAUAACAAAUGUGAAUUUGAAUUUGAUAUCAAGGUUUAAAGGGUGAAUCGUUCGUUACACCGCUCUUUUAAAUUGUAGUUGACCCUUGCAACUCUUAUACUGAACUACAUCAACCGGACAGGAACAUCGGUCAUGUAAAUCCUGAUGGGAGUGGAAUUUGCGAUAAUGCAAUCACUAUUCAGUGGUACCGGUUCGUACGCGCAGCGGGAACCUCCCUCCCGGAAACCUGUCCUCCUACGAACCGCUGCAAAGCGCAUGCACCUGGGUGGUUAGAAGUAGGCCAUCCAACGGUCGCAGAUGGAGAAGUGACAAGGAAAGUAUGCUACACAUGGAAUGGAAACUGCUGCAAUUGGAGUAAUAACAUUCAAGUAGUAAACUGCGGCGACUUUUAUGUUUACAAGCUGGUGCCCCCAAGUACAUGUCAGUUGAGGUACUGUGGCGAUGGUAAGUACGUGGAUUGGUAAAAUACAUUAGUAUAGCAAGUAAAAUUGGAAUAAAUGCAAACCCAGAAUAGUAUUUUGAUCAAACGGUACAGUACAACUGCUCAAAAGUCUAAGUGUAGUUUUUUUUUUUUUGUGGGAGACCCUCGCAAGAUAUCAAAUGACAGUUAUCAAGAUACUCCAUUAUUUGUACAGCUGUUUGUAAUUUUAUCAUCUAUUAUGUUUUUUUUGUAGGCCGAUAAAACUUCAGUGUACGUCAUAUUUGGCUAUGAUAGUAAAUUCGAUCAACAAUAGCUCCUGAUAUUAACGUCUCUUAGAGAAAAUGGCCUUAAAAUAUUACUCAGCCUACUCCACUGAAAUGUUGAUUUUGUGUCCUCUUAGUGGCCACAUUAAGGCCAUAUAGAGUACCAAUUUCGUAUUUUGUUUAUUAACUUUUUAAAAUUGUUAUGAUUCUUUACGUUCUUGUUGCCGGAAACCACUGUGAUUGUUUUUUUUUUUUUACAUUUUAUGUGUAAUAUGGCUAAAAUACAUGUACGUGUAUUAACAUUUCAAUUCGAAACUAUUUAAUAUAGAAAUUCAGCAGUGCUGUUUCUAAAAACAGUUUAAAACCUAUUUAAUGGCAAAAAAUUCUGAAAAACAAGACCUCUUUCUUAUAUAUCAAUAUUUCCCAAUUGUUCAUCAAUGCGUUUGUGCUAAUUCUAGACUUUAAAAUUUAGAAAUUGUAGAUGUUGAUGAAUGCGAUGACGAUACCCACAAUUGCCACUCAGAAGCGACCUGCACCAACACAGUGGGUUCAUUUACAUGUAGCUGUGACGAGGGAUACACAGGAGACGGGAUACUUUGUGCGGGUAAUGAAAUAUCAAAAUACCUUAGCACUAUGCAAGCGUUAAUCUCACAAAAUAUCAUCCUAAUCUUAACUACUAUUUGUGUUUGAUAAUAAAAAAGAACAAGAUUUACCUUCAUUUUGGUGAAAAAAGUUGAUUGCACCUGUAAAGAAUUUGUAGUUUACAAUAAGACCGUUGAUCUUGUUAAUUACCACGUGCAACCAAACGUUGUGGUCACUCCCAUUCAGGCCCUGGUUACUCGAAAGAUGGAUAGCGCUCUUCACUGGAUACUGAUCACUGUCAGUGACUAGGUGUUCCAAAAAACCAAUAUUGUGUUAUCCCUUUGACCGGGAUUUAUCUUCAGAAUGCCACUAUCAACCGUUUGAACAACCAGGGAUAGGAACAUGAACCCACGAAAAAUUAUUUGCGCAUAAUAAUGUAAACAACUUAAUCUUUCCCGGCAAGGCUGCUUUAACAUAUAACUUGACCUGCUGUACUUUUUUGAUGAAAAUGUGAAUGCUCUGUCUGUUUUUAGCAAAAUUUCCAUUUUUCCAUAGAUGAGAAUGAAUGUGAAGCUGGGACGCACAGCUGUGAUGCAAACGCUCAGUGCAGCAACACGAUUGGUUCCUUUACUUGUGCCUGUCUUCAGGGUUAUGCAGGAAAUGGUCUGUCUUGUUCUGGUGAGUUAACAUGCUAAUUCAAUUGAAUGUCAGUAGAAAACAGGGUGGAAAUUUUAAGAGUAUGCAGCAAGUGCAAAUGAAAAAAUCCAAAACAAAACAAAAAAAUAAAGAGAAGCAACAACUCUCAAGCACAAAAGGCUUGUACUUAAAAUAGACAAAAUUACCAGGGGCGGCUGUAAACUUUAAGGGAGAGACCCAGGGGGGCCAGGGGGCCCGUUUCUCGAAAGUCCCGGUAACUUUUCGGGCCCAAAAUCAAAUAUUCAAAUCGAGAUAUGAAGCAUAAAAGGGCGGGUCCUGGCCAGCAAACUACUCCAUUUUGUUUCAUUAACUGAUACUUUUAUGAUAUUAGAUGCAAAAGUAUUGAAACCUAGAUCUUUAAUGUACACGGGAACAGCUUACCGGGCCCGUUAAUUAUAGGGACUUUCGGGAAACGGGCCCCAGGCCCCCAUCUCAUUUGUAGGCCAAAAUGAGGCCUGCAAGGCGGAAAAAUUAUUUUCGAGGACGGUUCCCGUGACCGGAUGCACGUCUCCCCUAGGGACGCAGCGAAUCUUCGGCAGUGAUCACACGAAGUGUCUAUCUCAUUUCAGUUCAAUGAUAUUGGUUCCAAACUAAUUUCUUUAGGGAUUGUUUUCUGUGAGGCGCCUACCUGCAACGACAAGUAUUCUGGUGAAUUCCUGCACACUGUGUUGUAAAUCACCCCUGAAAAGCCGCCAUCUUGAGGAGUGGAUAACCACAGGUGGCCCAAGAUCGAAAUAUGACCAUCGGCAUCGUUCGUAACCUUCAAAAUAAGGAUUUACGAUUCUUAAAGGAACCUAGAAAUGAGAAAGGAUUUAAAAAUCAGCUAACCACAUUAAGUUGCGGGUUUCUUUCUUUCCUUUGUGAUCCUCGACUCGAUCCAGGGCUAUUUUAUGGGCUCUUUUAGAACCGGUGUGGUAAAUUAAUGCAAAGAAAAGAAUGGAUGUAUAUAUUUUUGUUAGCAAUUGAGGUUUUCAGAAAGGUAAAUGAAGUCAUGUUGUGACAUAGACGGCACGAUGUUUGUGUUUUUAUGGUAAACGACGUUGGAUUUUCUACAGAUAUUAAUGAAUGCACAACCAGUGCUCAUGACUGUCACGCAGAAGCAAUCUGUAGCAAUACUGAUGGUUCGUUCACUUGCAAUUGUAACCAAGGAUACACAGGGGAUGGAGAACAUUGCGCCGGUAUGUUUUUAAUUUCUGUAUAAAGUUUAUACUUUCAGUUUUAAAUCUCUCCACCCAACAACACACCAUUUUUCCUUUUUGCAAUGAGAUGUCUAAACGGUCGUGUAAAGCUGCCCCAGCAAACAAUCCGCUUGAGUGCUUGCCCAAUUUUUGAAUGCAUUUCAUGUUGUGCUCAUAUAACUUCCCUCUAUAAAUCAUGGUAUAUUCUCAGAUGUUGACGAAUGUCAGGAUGGGACUCAUAACUGUGACUCAAAUGCUCUGUGUAGCAACAGCGUUGGUUCAUUCACAUGUGCCUGUUUUCAGGGAUACUCAGGAAAUGGGAUAGUCUGUUCUGGUAAGUAAAAAAGUUAACAAUGCCCUGGUGAUCAUGUGAUCACAUUGGUCUUAUGGAGGUUGUACGUGCGACGGAGUCGGUGAUGUAUCGAAUUGCAUUAUGCGGCUCUUUUGGGAACAAAUUCUUGCAUAAGAACAAUCUGAUUGGUUGCCAAGAAGCGGCGGUGCACCCCCCAAACAAUCCCGCGAUGCAAUUCGAUACAAGCCCGACCCAGUCUCCCGCACAAUCUCAACAAAAACUAAAAAAGCACUGAAUUUGAGUUUUCAUCUAAUUGGCACUAAAGUAUCAAUUAAGAAACUAUUAUUAAGUCUCCUACUGGCAACGGGACGUCAUCCGAGCCAGGAGGAGGUUUAGCUGUUUUCAGGGCAAAGGCAAUAUCUUCAUUUCUCAGUUAUUUUAAAACCAUGGGUGUUGGUCCCGCUCUCAGAAUCGAUCCAAUCGAAUCAAUUGCAGCCAAUUGUUCUACCGACUGAGCUAAUACAGCGUUGGUUCCAAAAUAUCAAUUGAAUAUUCACCUAAGAUUGCUGAGGAAAAUAAGCCACCCUUUCAAAAGUGUUCAGUUAAGACACCACCUAGGAUUUGAGAUUGAAAAUGUAGGUAAAAGUUAAUAGUAACUGCCCUGUUUUAUCUUAUUAUUUCGAAUCUGAACUGAGAUUAGCUAAAUUAGUUACACCGCCACGUUUAAAAAAAAAACAACAAUGUUUCAUCGAGGUGUUAAUCUGUGUUUCACUAUAAUGUGAAGAUAUGCUUAGUUGGUAUUGAUCAUUGAUAUAUCAUGAUUAAUAGCCUCAAUGGCUUCUUAAAAGCCGUUUCAUAUGUUUCUGUAGCUAAAAUAACACCAACGAUUAGAUAUUUCUGCUUAUGGUAUUUUAAAAACAGCAUUUCAUGUCAAUAACCAUCAACCACCAAAAACAACGAUGCAAUGACCAUGGACGGAAGUGAACGGGUGCAACUCACUUUGACUCUGAAGACGACUACCUUACAGAAACGUUAGUCACUGUCAAAAACAGUUCUUUCCAGGACAACGCUCACCUGGACGAUCACGCGCCAGACCUUUCACAGUUUUACCAUUUUUUGUGUUGUAACAGAUAUUGAUGAAUGCACAACAAAUGCGCACGACUGUCACUUAGAUGCGACGUGCAGCAAUACAGAUGGUUCAUUCACUUGUAGCUGUAAUCAAGGUUACUCCGGGGAUGGAAAACAAUGCGACGGUAUGUUUGUAAUCUCAGCAUCAAAAAAACCGAAAGAUUCCAUGUUAACCGGGGUGUCGGGGGAAGGGGGGAGCUGGGUCGCGGGGUUGUGGUUGCCAAGCGAAUAAGGGUGUUUCUUCUAUAUUCACAAAACAACUUUCUGCAAUUGUAUCUGUUUUACUUAUCGGGAACGCUUAUUGCAUAUUAGCACCGAGGCCAAUAAAUUAAAUAUAAACAUUGAAAAGUAAUCGUUACAGACGUAAAUUACAUCAUUAUAUCUCAAUUAGAAAUCACAUUUAGAGCCUGCAUAUAACACUUAUGAAAUGCCAUCUAUAAAAUAUGAUGUUUGAUGCUAGAGUUGACCGAAUUUAGGCUAAGGCAAUUUGUUGCCAAACGCUUUGACCCUAGCACUAAAGGCUGCUGCCUGGGUUUGUAGUGUGGACUCCCUCCUGAAGAAGGCUAUUAUAUAGAGAAAUAGCAGAUGGAAAAAAGGAAAAUUUGCACUGAUCAGUUCGUGCAGGGAAGUGAUUAAGUUUCAUGACCUGAAAGCGUUUUGUUGAACAGAGUUCGAGAGGUCUACACCGUUAAGAUUCUUGAAGGUCUUAAACUAAAAUUAAGUCGUUCACAGUUGUCACGCUUAGAAAAUAAUGGCCAACCUCGGGCGCCCAGCAUACAAGACUGCCCUGAGGUCGCAGUAAUAAUCGCUGGAGACGAAGAGGAUAGCUUUCCUUAUAAUUAGUGCUUUUUUUCAGACCUUAUUUUCUGUUCGUGUGUUACUCAGUAAUAUUUUAGCAACAUUAGUUGGUUUCUAUAGUAACGACACAUGACGUCAUAAAUGCUAUGAUUCUUUGGCAUUUUUUAAGGAAAAAGGAAUAUGUGAAUCAGGAGCAAAGCUGCAAAAUGUUUGAUUAAUACAUAUUCUAUAACUAAACUGAAUUUUCAACAAAACGGCAACCAGGAAGACAAUACUGUACUACAACAUAUAGAAAAAUACAACAGAACAUAACAUAACUCAAUUUACUUAUGAAAAAGGCUGCUCUUACACAUCCAAGUUAGAGGUCCAAGGAUGGAGAUAUAGAGAACUACCCAGAAAAGGAAUCAUCAUUGAAAAAGGAAUCUUCUUUUUUAACCACCCUAGGGGGAAUGUAUUAGAUAUCGUUUUGUAAUAUGGAGAAUCACAAACAUUCCAGCUUUAAAUCCAAGUCUUUUGACGCGGCUGUUUUUGGACAGUGUUAAAGGUAAUUGGUAUUUUGUUAGUCAUUAAUAUAUGCUUUCCCACUCAGAUAUAGACGAAUGCGCAUCUGGGACACAUAACUGUGACGCAAACGCUCAGUGCAUUAACACAAUUGGUUCUUUUACAUGCAACUGUGUCCAAGGAUAUUCAGGAAACGGUGUGGAAUGUUCUGGUACGUUUGUUGGCGCGUGAGCACUUUAUAUACUUAUUCGAGGUGACAAGAGCUUCCUUCAUUUAAGGGUAAUAUCUUAUUUCAAUCACAUAUACUAUUAUUCUAUAUCAAGAAAUUAUUGUACAAGCUCUGCAAACUGAACAGUGCUGGACGUUAAACCGCAGAUAUGAACGACCGAUGGAUCUGCAUUUGCCUCUGGCUCAUCAGGCUACAUCGUGACAAGUACAGAAGGCAUAAAACCCCUAUAUUGACCUAUAACUUUGAUCAUGAAUAACGCGCGGGGAGAUCAUGACAAUACAAUUUGUCCAUAAGAAGUUGUUUCAAAUGUUUGAUACGUCUGAAUGUAUAAAGUUAAAUCAAAUGCAAUCACACUCGACACCAUUGAAAAAGUUUCAAAACACUAGAUAGUGGCUUUAAAAAUUAAGUUUCUUAAGCCGACCUUCUGCUGUUUGGAUAUCUGAUGUUUUUUUCACUGUAAAAAGUAGUAAUUCAAAUGAAAUGUCUUCAAAAUGUUUUAGUCACUUGUCCAAAUAUUGGUAAGGAUAGCAACCGUUCUCACUUCAUGAACUACAAAUAGGGUCCAGUCCUCUUUUUUUAAUUUUAGAUAUCGACGAAUGCUCAGCAGUAAGUCACAACUGUCAUGGAGUGGCAAACUGUCACAACACAAUCGGCUCAUUCACUUGCAGUUGUCGCAGCGACUACACUGGGGAUGGUCUUGUCUGCGAACCUGUAGGUGAGGAGUAGUAGCGUAUAGUGGUAUUUUUGUAAUUUAUGUAGAAUGAAUCAUAACUGUCAGAUACCUCAUAUAUAUUCAGUUUUGUCAUGAGAAUCUAUAGUCAGAGAUCAUAGAUAACGUGAAAAUGUGGUAGGAGAAAAAGGGGGCAAACAAGCCAAAAGACUGUGGGUCAGUGAUUUUCUUACUACAUUUUGUCUUUUUAUGUGAUCUGUCACGGGGCAGCCACGUGGACUAAAUUUUGUUUUCUGUUAAUAACUGGGAAAAUUAAUAGCUCCUCAUUACUGGAUUGCGACCACAGGAUUUGUUCUUGAACGUCAACAAUUUAACAAAUUGCCUUGGUUAUUUAACCACUCUAUAGCAAGUAUAUUUCAGUUUUUGUUUCCAUUUUUUAAUUAACAGGGGACUUCACGGUGGUCAUCGUGGAUAUGUCCAAGGACAAAUAUAACGCUACUGUUGUCCAGCGAUCUGUUCAAAGUGUCCAACAAGCGCUAAUUGAAGGUUUACCAGAAAAUACGCCCGUGUUGCAAAGUGUGUUGCAAUGGCGUCUGGUGAGUGAAGCUGAAUUAUCAGCUUCAGAGUCAGCAGAAGGAACCUUAGAAAGAGAAGGAAGCAGUGAAUGGAUUAUAAAUAGGAGAUCCCUACCUGUGGGAAUCUACCAAGUAAAGUUUACUGCUUCUUUUCAAAUUGGAGAUUCAGGUGCUCCACAGACUAUCCAGGCGUUCAACUAUGGUUUUAUUGAGGUUAUUGCUGCACCUCUACGAGCCAUCAUUGACGGUGGCAGUAGUGCUCGAUGGGGAUCAGUAGAAACUGUUACAGUGGAUGGUUCACUAAGCUAUGACGGAGACGUUGGCCCUGGUAAUCAUGAUGGAGUCGAAUUUACUUGGUACUGCCGUGAGGCAAUUGAAAAUGGUCCAGUGAGCAAUGAUUGUUUCGGUGCCUUUGUUGAUGGAGCAAAUGCCCUUGCAGUUAUUAUUGACACCAGUGUACUCGAUGUAGGAAAGACCUAUGUCUUAUGUUUAAAUGUGUCCAAAGAUGCGAGGAGUGCCUUUGCUGAGAUGACAUUUGAGAUAGCAGCCGGGCAGAUACCUCAAGUAAAACUGAGGUAAAUGUGAUAAUGUAAUUGAUCAGGACGCUAUAAACGCCUCAAAUACAACAGUAAGUCAUGCAACCGAAACACUAUCUAAAGAAAGUCUUUGACACUACAUUUUUCUUGUAAUGGUAUAUGGCCCACUCAAUUAAUCGACUUAGCUUGUCUGAAAAAAAAAGCAUAUUGAAAUGAAUAAAGAAUUAAAUAGAUUUAUUGAAAACGGAAAUAGUAGUAACAAUAAAAAGGAGGCAAAAUAUUUUCGACAGAUGCAAAUCAUCUUUAUCGCUUAGAUUUAUGCUACCUGUGGAAUAAUUGUUUCAAUAGGCAGAAAACGAAACGUAACUACCUUUGAUAUCAAAUUUGCUUUGAUUUUAGGUGCUUUGUAGAUUGUGGAACCAUAGUCUCGGCUUCAAACAAGCUUCGAGUGACAUCGGAGUGCUCCAAUGUUCCUUGCGUUGAUUCAGUCUACCAAUGGCGGCUACAAAAGAAAAAUGAUGCGACGGAUACACUGGAAGAUGUUACUAUUUUCCCUAAUAUGACUUCAACAGCAUUAAAUGCGAGUAAUAUGAUCAUCAAGAAGGACGUAUUGCCCUCAAACACAAAAUUUAUCCUGAAGCUCAUUGUGACUUCGCAAUCAGGAUCACAAGGGUUUGGUGUACUGGAUUUUGAGACCGCUGGAGCGCCGCACAGCGGGCACUGCACGCCAUCGGUCAGCGAAGGCGUGGCACUUGAGACAGAGUUCAUCUUUGAGUGUUUGAAUUGGGCAGAUAAAAGUAAGCCUUUAAGCUAUGAAUUUCGUAUUGGAGACGAUCCAAUUUCUUAUGGAAACUCUCCAAAGUCUGUUUCAACGGUGUUACCAAACGGAAAACCAGAAGAUCAACACAGAGUGCAAAUAACGAUCAUUGUUAAAAACUUUGUUGGUGUGGCAGUUACAGAGACAGUGUUUGUAAAGGUAUUUUAAAAAACAUAUAUUUCUAUUUUUUACGUUUUUACCUUUAUAAAAUAUAGCGAUAUUAGUGAUCUUAAAGUUUUUUUCCCUUGAUCUACUCAGCGAAUUGUAAGAACAGGUACCUAUUCUGGUACACAUUCCUUUGAGUGGUAGCUCUUCUUGAUGGGUCGUAAUAUAAAGGUAAACACUAUAAACCAGGAGCAACAACAAUAGAGCCGCUAAACAUGUUGAUAAAUGCAUUGCAAAAAUACAGUAAUAAUAAAGCAAAUGCUUUGCCCAGCAAAGAUGUGGGCCACGAAUUGCUAAAAACUGUGAUAUGAAUAAAUUUAUUGCCUAAUCUCUUUGUAGGUGAAGCCAUCCUCCAAAUUUAAUCCGUGUUUUACACCAGUAGAUGAAGUAGCCAAUAUGCUAAACGGUCUUAUCGCGGUGAAGGACUGUAAGUUGGAUGAAUAUUUAAGAAAAGGGGAAAUCAGCCAGGCUUCACAGCUUGCAUUAACUGUCUUGAAGACAGCUAAUGAGACGCCAGAUUGUGGAAAAGGCUUAAGCAUAGAAGUAAAAACUUCGGUAAGUAACAUAAUGACAACGAUCAAGGUUUUUACCAUUUAAAGGGGAUGAAGGAUGUCUCUGGGCACUCAUUCUAUGCAUCACGAUGAGGCCUAAGAAAUUUGAGAAUUGAUAACAUGCAUGCAGCGCAUUUUAAUUGAAGAAUUUAUCAUUAGUACAACAAACAUAUGCCCUUGAAAUGGCUAUUAGCAGCUCUGAUUUAAGCAGUGUAACUGGGCAGUAAGAGUCAUCGUGAGCGACAUGCCCUCUGAUGUGGACUAGAAGGCUUUAGUUGCAUUUUUCUUUCUUGUUGAAGUAGUAUAACAGGAAUGUUUUACUCCUUUUUUUGCCAAGGAAAAUCAUUAAAUUACAGCUGAAAUCCCUUAUGAGUUUCUGCCUACGGGGAAUGCAAAAUGCGGUGGAAUCACAUUAAGAUAAGGUUACGUUCUAUUUUCAGGUGGCUUGAUCGGUUUGACAGGUUUUUUUCACUAGAAACCACCACUGUACAAUUUUGUUUGUAGUGUUCUCUGGAUAUAGUAUUUUUUUCCUACCUCUGGGAGGUCGGCCAUUAAGAAGGUCAUAAAGUGAACCUUGAAAUGAGGGCCUCAGUUCGUCUUGGAGCUGAUGUGCUAGCUAGGAGAGCCAUGGUCAUUUAACUACUAGCUAGACUCCUUCACGUUAGCAUACAGGUUUUUAUUCCUUGCAUGGUCGUUCCUUUUAAUAUUAGACUUGAUUCAAAACGUAUUAAGAACGCGUGUAAGUAUUAUCCAAUGGAAACUCCUGCCAAUGAAAAGGUACAAAAAGGUGAAGCAACUAUAUUUUACGUCGAUAAAUCGUGACAGUUAGAACUGAUGAAAUUGAGGUCGACGGUGCCCUGAUUUUAACCUCCUCUCUCUCUCUCUCUCUCCAUCAAUGGUCCGCUUUGAGGGUAUUUAAAGCUAGUCAAAGCUACACAGAAAGGAGGGAAGUUGAAACAAGGAUGUGAUGUCACCGGGGAUCGAACUCGGAACCUCUCGCACCGAAAGCCGCGCACUAACCAGCUGUGCCACCCGUGCUCCUAAUGCAAUUCAAUGCAAUAUAGGAGGUGAACCUUGUACCACUUCUCUGUUUGUUGAGUUAGUUGGGUAGUUAACUCUCUUAUAUGCACCGAGCUUGUAAAAUCUAUUGAGAUACUUUCUUAUUUGACAUUAACAUGUUAUCUCCUUGAAUGUUAACUCCAUGUAAUGCCUUUCAACGCUACCAGAUUUCGACAACAUUAGUGGAGAAAUUCACAGCAAUAAACCCAGAGACCCUGCAAAUGUCGCGAACGAUUAUGGCGGUAGUGAAAGUGGCGAUUGGAGAACAAGGAGAGCAAACAUGCGAUGACUGCAGUGACGCCAUGGUAACCAGCACAUUACUUAAGUUACUUAAGCCAUUCGAUACUCCUACUGAAAAUGCAUCUACCCCCAUCUGUUAAAAAACAGAUUUUCAACCCCAUUUUGAAAAGGUGUGUCUUUUGCUCUAAAACAUUUUUAAACGCCGGUCCUAAAAGUUGGAGACACCAAAAGCUUACAAUUAGAAAAACUCGCCCACGUAAAUUUGUCUUGCAUUAAUAUACGUGCUUUGCAGUGUAGUGUAAGUAAAUUGUACUGUUUUAACCAAUCAGAAUCGUACAAAAAAUUGCAUUCUGUCUUGUAGGGUGUUAACCUAAAAAAUCAAUUACUUUUUCUAAGACAUUAUACCCAUAGUUUGAGGUAUUACUGAAGAUCGCUGCAGAAGUGUACCCUUAGAUCCCGCAACCCGUUAGUUUAAUCCAGUCCUUUUUUUAAAAUUUGAUUUUUCCUUCUUUGUCUUUCUGAACCAACAACGUGGCAGAAUCGUGUUUCGUUGAACUAAUAAAUUUUUAUUUUUUUCAGAAUAAAGCAACAGAACUGACAGAGAAAACAACCGGCCUACUUUUGUCGGCUCUAAAUGACCUCGAGCAGCCUUUCAGUGCUGAGUUAGAUGAAGCAGCAACAAGUGUCACAAGCUGCCUUAACAAUGUACUACAAUCUGCAUCCGGCCAAUCGAACGGAGCAGCAGAAGAAGCUAAGGCAGGUUUGAAAAUUUUAUAAAAGACAACUUUCCCAUUAGUGUGGACACUCAAUUAUUUCUUAAUUUCGUUUUUUAACUUCCAUGCUAUGUUGUCAAAUUUGAAGCUAUACAAAAAAGGCAUCCUCGGAGACCCAGGGGCGGCUAGUCGGGACGAUAGAAUGUUCGAGGUAAAAGUUUACUGUAAGAUCUAUCGUCCCGACUAGCUGCCCCUGGGUGUCCGAGGAUGAAAAAAAGGUUGAAUACAAGACUUCCAUCAAUCUCUUAAAGGAAGUCCACGACAAACGUUACUAUAUCAAAAGGUGAAUCCUUCUGAGUGUUCACUGUGGGAAGCCCUCAACCCCAGUCCUCUCAGGUAUUCUGUUAUCAUUUGUUUGAAAGCUCUUGAGCUCUUUCACAGUAUUUGCCAAAUAAAUCUAAGUUGUAUGGAGGGAUAUUCUGGAUAUUCUGAAAGUUUUAUUGAUGCUGGUUGAAGCCAUUUAAAUCCAUGACCUGUAAAAAAAUUUUUUUCUAAAUGUCCAUUUUUUAACGGUGGAGCGCCAAACUAAUAAGAUUUAUGGAAGGUUUUAGCUAAUUUUAAAAUGGUUUUCUGUUAAGUUUGUAGCCUGGAUUCUGUUUUUGACUUAUUUCUUUUUUGACUGCAGGGGAGCGUAUUAAGAGCCUCGAAAAAUUUGAAUGCUAUGAACGAUGGAUUUUUUGUUCGCCUUGUUCCUUCCGAAAGUAUGAUCAUUAAAACUGCAAAUCUGGCUUCAUCACUUAAGAAGGUCUCUCCAAAGGAAGUUAAUGGACUUAGCAUGGAAGAAGGAUCAUCAAAGUUUCAGCUGCCAGGAAACCUUGGAGAAAUGGGCACGGAUAACGUAAAUGCAAAGGUAAGGAGCUUUUUGUUUCUUUGGAGAUGGUCGGCAUAUUUAUGGUUCGAUAACCGCGCAUAUAAACGUUCCAGGAUGUUAGGUGACAGUUAUGUCACGAUCUUUUUUAAACCCUAAAAACAGAUUGAAAUAACUGAAAACCCUGAAAUUAUGCUUCGGUUUUAUUUAAUAUUAGUCUACUAUACUUCAGCUAUCAACCUCAGCUACUUGUGCACAAGUAUGGGCCUUUGGCUUUUAAUAGCUAGGAUCAAGACGGAUUGCAACUUGAAAAGUUGGGCCAACAUUUUAGAGUUAAAAAACUUCUUUCUUGUAAAGUUAACUGAAACGAUAAUUGUUUUCACUUAGAUAAAACCAUUUGAUAGCUUUCUUUAGAGUUCCAAGUAUGAGAAAAGGUGACUGAGCAUACUCACCGACAAUUUCAACCCUGCCUUAACCAAUAAAUGUAGAAUUUACUAUGAAAAGAUUGCCCUUUUAAUGAUGUUUAUGAUGAAUUAAUGAAAUAAAGCCCGCUCUUCAACCUGAGUAUCGCGUCCUCAUUGGUCGACAGCUAUGGUCCUGUAAGAGAAUAAACGGAAUGAAGGCGCAAUUUUUUCUCCUCUUUCUCCUCACUAUAGGCAAGGGAAAGUUGCUGUUUAUUUAUUAGAUAAACCCGCAUAUUGUAAGCCUAUCUGUACGCGGUUUUUUGGGAUUUUUCCUUAGUGAUGAAAUUAAGAGACGGAUUGCAACUUGAAAAAGCUGGGCCAACUUUUUAGAGCUAAACGUAUUUCUUGUAAAUUGACCAAAAGAGAUAAUUGUUUUCAAUUGUACUCAAGGGAAAGUUGCUGUUUAUUUAUCAGAUGAGCCAACAGGUUUUAAGCCUAUCUGUAGGUAUUUUGGGUUUUUCCCUUACCGAUGAAAUUAAUCUAUAGCGGCAUCACACUUUUUCUAUUGUACGUAGAUGCUGACAUUGAAGUUUAACCCUUACACCUGGGACAACAGCAGCAGUGCGAUUCAGUCUCCAGUGACCAGCCUCGAACUUCAAAGUAACAAUGGGACAAAAAUAAACGUAUCGAAUCUCAAAGAAGACAUCGUCAUAGUGAUACCAAUUUCAGAGUCACCGACGAACAAUACAAACAACAGCGAUGUACCUGGACAUUCCUUUUUAAAGCCAAAUAAAAUGACUAUCCGAAGUUACUACGCGGACCAUGCGCACGUCCCAGUGACCAUAAAGAUGGGUAUUACGGAAAUAGGUGUCUUUGUUAUUGAAGUGUUCAUUAAAUUUGGAUUCAGACCCACAGUUGACAAUCACGAUCACAAUUUUACUCGAGAGUUUAAAUCAGUGUGUGAAAACCAAACAGAUGGCAAAAGCAACAGCUUGUCCUGUCUUCCAGAGGAAACAUCUAUGUUGGUGCUGCCACCAAAACGAGGUCUGCUUUAUGUCGGAAUUCUUUUCUUGGGUGCUACAAAUACCAGUGAACACUCCAGAGAAAAAAGAUCUUGUUUCGGCCACGGUCGUCAAAGGCGCUCCUGUGUUGGCUUCAAAGAUCCACCGCCAAAGGGUUUCACUAAAACGGUUACUCCGCAGUACAACCCUUCGACGGAUGUUAACUAUACAAUGGCCAUCACUCAAUCAAGCUGUUUGUAUUGGUCUGAAGAUAGGAACAAGUGGACAUCUGAUGGUUGCAAGGUAACCCAAAGUACCUAAUGCGCCUAUGCACUUGAAACGCUUGCCCUAUAUCCAAGGUUAAUUUCUUAUUCCCUAAAAAAAAAUGAUGUAAUACCAACUGGACCACCCUACCAUCUUUGGGACUCUGUGAGUCCUUAUUGCCCUAGAAAACGUCGAUUGAACCUGGGGAGGGCAGGGUGGGUACACGGUUACUUCUCAGUGUUACAAACCCGUGUUACAAUCUUGGAUCAAGAUAACGUUCUUGAAAACACUGACAACGAAAAAUACUCCCCAUCCCUCCAUAAAAGAUGAUGUUGAAGUCCACCCGGAUCAUUUCUAGUCUCCCUCACAGCCGUUUUUGUCUCGUCACAUACGCCCCUCCCCAAAGUGGAACGAGGUUCGAAUAUGAGCAGCCUUUUGUUGGGGAAGGAGCGUUGUGUGACGAGAUAAAAACGGCUGCGAGAAAGACAAGAUCAUUUCUCAUUCCGACUGAACAACUAUGGUCAGGGUGGGGCGAGGACAGGGGGCCAUAACGAUACCAAAUACGUGGGAUAGGCGUUCUGUGGGUAAGAAAUUACAAAAUUCGUAUCAAGUUUUGUCCAAGAUUGUAGCUAACUAAAAAUGUAAAAUGCAAACCUACGACUCUCGUUUGCAUGUUCAAUUCUACGUAGGGUUUGGUCCAGCGUUCUGCUUAAUUUUUUAAUCUUGAUAAGCAGCUUUUGAACAGCAUUGAACCUGUGGGAUGGGGAGCCUGAAGCAAAAAUGAGGCAAUCAGUGCUAACUCGUGUCGCUAGACAUUCUUUAUGUAUCAUCUUCCUAAUCUUUUUCCUUCUCCUUUGCACUGUUGUUAAUAACUGAGUCUUCUUUCGUAGGUUGAUCGAAGGUCGAAUACUACCCAUCUCAUUUGCCGUUGUAAUCACCUUACCUUCUUCGGGGGUAAUUUUAUUCAAGCACCAAAUCCAAUAGACUUCGACAAAGUUUUCACAGAGUUUGCAAACCUCGCUGAGAGUGGUAACAUUUCAGUACUGGUCACCAUUGCUUGCGCGUUUCUUCUUUAUUUUGUUGUACUAGUUUUUGCGAGGAGAGGGGAUAAAAGAGAUGAAAACAAGGUAUGUGUGAAAAUAAAUGUAUUAUCUUUAGCAUAUCUAGUGACACCCUAGGCUCAUCUGCAGACAUUUGUUCACGGUGUUAACACCAAGGCCGUGUCCAGUCUAAAUAGUUGUCGCUUACCCAACAUUUUCGCAUCGUUUUCGACCGUCCAAAAGUGGCCUUCGAAAACACACAUCUAGCGAUAAUUUUUCGUACCUAGGCCAUUGAACAAAGCGCAGAGUAUUACUCAGUGCGUAUCCUCCAAUACCUACAGUGUCCCACCAUACUUUCUUAAGAUUGCAAAAGCGAUCACCCAAAUUUAGAAACUGAAGAUCGCGACUGAAAAGACGCAUAUGCAUGCAGAUCCUUUCGUAUAGACAUGUGGUGAAGUUAAACUGUUGCAUGACCGAACAUGACCGAGCAUGGUUACAUAAUUUUAAAACCAAGUUUCGCCUUUUAUUUCAGUGGGAGAAAAGUUUCAAUAUUUUGAUCCGUUACUCUGUGGCGUUUUCCCUACGUAUAAGGAUGGGUCUAUUAAAAUUACUCGUUUCUCGCGCUACACUAUUUGUAGUUUUCAAUAGUAAUUAUUGUCUCGCCAGUAAGAUUAAAUUUGAUUACAUCAGCGUCAUAUAAAUAACGAAAUUUUGCUUCCACAUUAGAUGUGCCCUCCAAAGCAUGUAUCCAUUGUGGAAGAAGGGACCUAUCAUUACGACAUGGUAAUUUGCACAGGCGUUUGGAAAAAUUCGGGUACAACAGCAAACGUGACAAUCAGUAUUAAAGGUGAGUUAGAUGAGCACAAUCACAUUCCACUACGCAGGAACGACGACUCAAGUGAUCUGUUUGCAAGAGGAGGUAUAAACGGAUUUGUUUUGAUCGCUGAUGAAUCGUUGGGAACGUUGAAAGAAUUAACCUUAGAACAUGACAACUCAGGGUGCGGCCCUUCUUGGUUUGUGGAAACAGUUACAAUCAGAGACAGACAGACAGAAGAGCAAUGGACCUUCCCAAUAAACAGAUGGCUUGCGGUAGAAAAAGGUGAUGGUUUAACAGAAGUUACCGUAAAGCAUAGAAAUUUGGGUUCCUUCUCAGAUCAAGUUCGAAGCCGUUUCGGAAGAAAAAUUGCAGACAGUCACUUGUGGAUGUCUGUCUUUGGCAAGGCCUGUAGCAGCUCGUUUACUCGUGUGCAAAGAGCUUCAUGCUGCCUCUCAGUUCUCUUCAGCGCCAUGAUUGCCAAUGCUAUGUUCUAUAACAUUGGUGGGGAAUCAGAGGGUGCUAUUUACAUUGGACCCUUCAAGGUUUCGUGGAGACAAAUCGUUGUUGGUGUGCAAAGUGGACUGAUAGUUGCACCUGUAAAUAUAGUCAUUGUUUUGCUCUUUAAAUCGAGCAAGCCGAGGAAUACAAAAGCAGACAAAUAUCGGGAAGUGGAUCACGUCCAAGAACUCGUCGACAGAGUAAAAGACGAUGGUUGCAUGUUGCCUCACUGUUGCGUAUACCUAGCAUGGUUGCUUUGUUUUGCUACAACUCUUACUGCUGCAACCUUCACUUUAUUUUACAGCUUAAUGUGGGGCAAAGAAGUUGCAGAGCAAUGGCUCUCCUCUAUUUUGAUUUCAAAUGGUCAGGACAUCUUCGUUGUACAGCCGACAAAGGUCAUGUUGGCCGUGGUGAUAGUGUCAUUGCUUGUAACGAGAACCAAGGACGACAGUGAAGAUUCUGAAACAGAGAAUGAAGACGAUGUUAACUUGAAUGACAUAUAUCUAUUUUCUGAUGAUCCUAAACAGCGUUUUAAGCGCGCAAGGUUAGGAGUCAUGCGUGAACGAGCUAAAAAAGAACUUAAGUUGGCAAGCACGAUGAAAGAAAUUGUUGUUCAUUUGAUAUUUGUGUUUUUCUUGGCGAUAGUGUGUUAUGGAAACAAGAAUAGUAAUCGCUUUAUGAUGACUACCACUCUGAUGAAUCCUUUUACAAAGUUUGAAACGGUAAGGCCUUAUUAGUGAAGUCAUGUACUAGGGAGAAGCUGGAAUACUUUUAGUAGUAACUUUCAAUUUUCAACAUUGGGUUUUAGACAUAAAACCUGAUUUAAUGAAUAGAUUGACCAAAAAGACAAGAGUAUUCUAUCAAGUUUAAAACACAAGACGAAACGUUGUGUCUUCGACUCUGUAAAACUUAAAACUUAUUAGACAGUCCCAAUUUACUUUUAAACGCUGAAAAAUUACCCGUGUUUUUUCAGAAUAACAGACACUCAUUAUCACUGAUGUGGUAUUUUCUUCAUGAAUUAUUGAUGAGAUUUUUGAAAUGUAGUAAUACAUUGAUUUUUUAGUUUGUGUUUGCGUCUCCGCGCCCUGUAGUUUUAGUUCCGGUAUAAAAUUUCACCUUGCCAUGCAUGUUCUUUGAUUGGCAGUGAUGUAGUAACACUGUAGAGAGGUGUUACAUGUUUCUCCGGUGGUCGCGUUUACAGGAGGUUUCCUGACUUUUGUCGCCGCGUGAACCUAGUGUUGGCGUUCCCUCUGUCGUAUUUUCGACUAACUUGUUUCAGAACCAUCGCAUUUCAUUGGACUACCGUCAAUUCCAUACCUUUUGGACUAGCGUUAUGCGUCCGUUUUGAAGAGAUGUCCGUCAUAUAGAGGUGUCCUUUCAAUGGUUGAAUGUAUAAACAGCGGCGCUAUUAUCAUUGCAGGUAACUGGAAGAUACAAACUAUGGGGUUGGAUGAGACAAGAGUUCCUCCCAAAUAUUUACAGCCAUCCGUGGUACAAUGGACGUCAAGAGAAAGAUGUGUAUGUUGAAAACAAGGUGUCCUUAUUGGUCGGUAUGCCAUGGAUGAGGCAACUCAGAGUGAAAAAGAGUAAGCUUUAUAAUUUAGAAUUUGCAAAACCUAAUUUUAAAGCGACAAAAAAAAUUCUGAUUCUUAUGCCUUAUAAUAGUUAGUUUAGCAAACUGGUUAUAAAAGGGGGCAAACAACAAAAAUGUACAAUCGGAAUGAAUAAGUGCGACUUUUUUUAUUAAAGUGAUUUACAAACCACUUUUUGUUAUUCGGUUAUCCUUGAAAUGACUGAUACGUUAACUAGGUAUUACGUACAUUCCAUAAAGUCAAAGUUACAGAAAGGCGGAGAAACAGAUCGUCUUCACUCGCGUGGCCAGUAUUUAUGUAAAUUUAUUGGAACAAAAUAAAGCGUUUUCGUAAGAAAGGAGUUCGACUCCUACAGGAUUAGUUUGGGACACCAAUAUGGCCCCCGUGACUUCAUGUGAAAACGAUCUAUUCCGUUGUCUUAGGCCAGUCUAAUGUAAUGCUGCUUGCUAAAAAAUGAUAGAAAAAGUGUUUGUUAUAUAUUUUAAUUGUAGGUUCUUGCAAAUCACUAGCUGAGCUUUUCCCAGACUGCCUCUACGAUUACUCAAGUGAGGGUGAGGACACCACAUCACUGAGUCUUCCUGGAUGGAAACAACUCCCUUACAAUACUUCAUGGCCAAAGGCUCUUCAACUGUGUCCCAAACCUUGGCGUUAUCGCACAAGUGAAGAACUAGACAAUGGUCGAAUAACGGGGACCUACAAUACAUAUGAAGGAGGUGGCUAUGUCGCUGUCUUGGGAUACGACGUAGAAACUGGCCGAAGUGUCCUUGGUGAAACAUUCGGUCAUGGAUGGGUUGAUCGCCAAACGCGAGCAGUGAUAUUAGAGUUCGCAGUUUUCAACGUUAACACAAAUCUUCUCAGCAUAGCCACGUACUUUUACGAGGUUCUUUCCACUGGUGCUGCUUACACAGCAAGAACGGUUGAAACGCUCGACGUACAAAGCACUGAAUCAGAAGCUCAAAUGUUCUACCUAAUCUGCCAGUUCCUUUUCAUGGCCAUGGUGUGUUAUUACCUCAUCAUGAUGUUUUACAACUUCUACCGUAGCCGCCUUAGCUUUUUCAAGUCAGUAUGGAACAUGGUCGAUUUUUUCAUGAUCAUAUUCUCAGUAUUGGCAGUAGUGUUUUACGUGAUCCGAUCUAAAACUCUUCUAAAAAGCAUCAAAUCUAUCCAAAACAAUCCAUAUGAUAUCGUACAUUUUCACUCCUCUUUGACUUGGGCUAGUUGGGAAAAUGUUGCAAACGCCUGUGCUAUUUUUAUGGUAACAGUUAAACUUUUAAAUCUGAUUCGAUUUAAUCCUUAUGUAAUAUACUUGUUUUCGUCUUUCCGUCAGUCGGUAGGCUACCAGCUGUCGUACGUUUUUAUCUUCCUGAUAAUGUUUAAUGGCUUUGUUAUAUCAGGAAAACAAUUUUUUGGUCACACUGUCCUUGAAUACUCUAGUUAUUUGCAAGCAGUGAUUUCUCAGUUUGAAUUCCUUCUGGGAAAAGCUGUCCCACUUGAUGAUUUAAGACGUGAACACCCAAUUCUUGGACCCUUAUUCGUUUUCAUAUACAUGAUAAUAAUGACAAUUGUCCUUAUGAAUAUGUUAGUUUCGGUUCUUAACGAGUCCUACAUCGACGCUAAAACAUACGUAGAGGAAAGUGCUGAGGAACUUGAAAUAGCCCGCUUUAUUGCGGAAAGAUUUGAAGAAAUGUUAAGAGGCAACAGGAAGCGACCAGAAUUCAAGCUAUAUUGCGAUGAAGCAACGUAUUUCAACAUGUGCCAGUCAGAGGCGGAGCCUAACUGUUUAAACUCUAAAAGUAUAAUUAAGUGUACAGAAGACAGACUUGAAAUGGUUGAGAAACGACUCUCUGCUCUCACUGGAAGCGCAGAAAAGAUAACUGAUGAUAAUGAACUGGAGGAAACUGAGUUUCUCAACCUCCUCCAGUUAGUGGCCAAACAUGAUCGCUAG